CUUAUAUUCAAUAGUUUACUUCCUUAAGAUUAUCACUAUUCUAUUCACUUUUAUUAUUAGUCUGCUAUAUUCAACAACAGUUUUUUCUUCUUACUAUUGUUCCAAGUUGAUUCUUUUGGAUCUUUUUUACUUUUCCGAGUUUUGAGGAUUCAAGAGAUUCGAUUCAGAACAUGUAAUUUGCAUGCUAUUUCUUUCUUCUCGUUCCAAAAAAUUUCUAAUUAUUUCGGAAUUUUUACCAAACUUGUUACCCGCGCAGAUUUCGGUCGUCAUGAUGAAGCAAGCACAAAGAACCUCGUCGUUGGAGCACCAGAACUACGUUUUCGCGAUGGCGGUGCGGAAAAAUUUGGUUUGGAACAAACACGGGGUGCAGCAGGCGUUCUAGAUGGAAACGGAACCUGGGAGAAUAGCCGGCGCGGGCGUCAGCCUGGCUGGCGGCAGCUCCUCGUCUUCUUUUUCCAUUCGGAGGAACAGAAUAAACCAGCAGUCUUCUUCAGAAGUUGUGCCGGAUCAUCUGCAGGAGCAUGAUGAUUCCGUGCAAAAAAUAUAUCGGAAAAGGCAUCUCGUUCAACACGGGAGCGUCGGGUCGUGCACUUUUUCCGCGACAACAUCAACGGUAAAAACAAACCAGAGCCUCUGGAGGAGAAAAUCGUCUUCGUCUUGCACCAGCGGGAAUGGCAGUUUCGGCUGUUGCGGGGACGAAUUGAUAUCUACUGCGACGGCGACGUCAACGACGAGUUGUAGCAGAAGAAAUUAUAAACCAGAGGAGAGCAGCAUCAACAACCAAUUUAUUGACGAGGAAGCCGAUGCGUUUUCAACAGCGGCCGCGUCUCUUCCAGCAGCAUCCCCGUCCGUGUGGCAGCACGAGGGAUGCUGGGUUAGAAAGGAAAACCAUCGCCCUCGUCUUCGUUUCGACAAGAAGACCCGGAGAAGAAGGUCCAGAUCUUCGUCCGAAAAUAGUCAUAGAAAAACCAAGACUAGCAGAUCUACUACGGAACAUCAACAACAACCUUUGCAGCCGGCACUUUGCGGGCCCAGAGCUGUUGACCGUGAAAAUCUAGACAGAAAACUCCAAGGUUGUGCGCCGUCGUCUCCUUAUUCUCUCACGAGUAUAGAACGAUGUUGCGACAUCACGACGACGUCGAAUAGGUGGCGGAUUCCGCGGACCAGCAUGGCGCGAAGUGCCCAGAAGGGCAGCAGCAGCGGUGGUUCUUUCUUUGCGAACCUGUUGCAGGUCUUGCUGUUUUUCUUUUUUAGCACCUUCCUCCUACAAACGGAGGCCUUCGUGCUGAUUUCGCGGGUCGGUGAGAUCUCGCUGUUGGGUCCCAUCGAUAUCGAUCCGCGAAACAACGAGAAUCCACAAAUUGCCUUCCGUUACAACGGUGUGCGAAAAUGGAGCAUAUACCGCAACCCAGGCGUCUCAGAGGACGAUCAGGUCCGAGGGGCGUUGGUCAUUGCGAAGGAGGAAGAGGUAUACAAAAAAAAACUACAAUUUUUUGCAAAUAUAUCAUAGGUAUCGUCAUGCACUAAAUUCAGAAUAUUUUUUUUCAGAGCUUCGCAGCGCUUACAGCACGACCUUUUGUUUUGCGUUAAGAACAAUUGAAUGCAAAAUCCGAACUCAACCGACAACCACAACAGGCCACGGAAGUGGGCGGCGAGUCAACGAAGGUGGACUACAUCACCCUUCGGCAGGACGAGGAGCUUUUGUUCCACACGAAAUUGUCCGUCACCGACGCCGUGAACCUCGGGAAGACGCUUUCCGUGGUGUCCGACACGAGAUUAGCGGGCCGCACGUCGAUCGCGAGCGAGCAGCUGGCGUCCGACAGCAGUGCGGGUACCGUGGUCGCGAACAAGCUCUCCGUGGCGCAGGACACCACCUUCGGCGAGGCUUUGUCCGUGCGGCAGAUGACCAAAUUAGGCAGUUCCCUGUCCGUGUUCGGCGACGGGUUCUUCGGCGCGGGGAUGAGCGUGCGACAGUUCGUGAUGUUCGGGCACCGGUUAUCCGUGUUCAACUUCGUGUCGUUCAGUUCCUCCUUUUCGCUGCGGUACUUCGCCCGCUGCGGGUCCAACUUGUCCGUGUUCCAGUGGACCCGGUUCGGCAGCAGCAUGUCCGUGCUCGGGUUCACGCAGCUGGCGAGUUCGCUGUCCGUGACCGCGUUCACGCGCAUGGGCGGGAACUUGAGUGUGUUCUGCAAGGCCAUCAUGGGCAGCUCGCACUCCGUGCUGGACUUCGUCUCUUUGGGUAGUUCCUUGUCCAUCCGGCAGUACCAGCGGUGCGGGUCCAGUCUUUCCAUGUACGGCAUGAGCCGCAUGGGGUCGAUGCUGAGUAUCCUGGACUACAUCAGCUGCGGGUCCAGCAUCUCCGUCCGGGGCUUCGCCCGGUACGGCAGCAGUCUGUCCGCGUACGGGUUACUGCGCAUGGGAAGCGUGCUGUCUUUGUUGGACGUGUGCUACAUCGGCAGCGUGCUCUCGUUGCGGUCCUUCGGGCGCGUGGGCAGCAGCUUCUCGGUGUACGGCGUGACGCGAAUCGGGUCCUCCCUGUCCGUGCUCGACUUCGCCAGCAUGGGCUCCGCACUCUCCCUCCGCGCCUACUGCCGGAUCGGGUCCGGCGCCAGUUGCUACGGCAUGGGGCGGUUGGGGUCCAACCUGUCGAUUUUGGACUUUGUGCACAUCGGGAGUGCCUUGAGCGUCCGGAGUUACGCGCGGAUCGGCCUGACCAUGUCCGUGUACGGACUGAGCCAGCUGGGCAGUACGCUGUCGAUCCUGGACUUCGCGCACUUCUCAUCCAGCAUGUCGGUGCGGAACUUUCUGCGGCUCGGGUCCGCGAUGAGUCUGUACGGCCUGGGCUUCCUCGGCAGCAGUUUGUCCGUCCUUGACUUCGUGUCCCUGGGGUCCAGCAUCAGUUGCCGCGCGUUCGCGCGCCUCGGAUCCACCUGCUCCGUGUACGGCUACAGCAAGAUCGGGAGUUCGCUCUCCGUGCUGGACUUCUUCAACAUUGGGAGCUCGUUGUCCAGUAGGAGUUUCGUCCGACUGUCGAGUUCUUGCUCCGUGUACGGGCUGUCCCGGAUCGGGUCCUCGCUCUCCAUGCUAGAUUGCUCCUUGCUCGGGUCCUCCAUGAGUCUGCGGUCGUUCCUGCGCGCGGGAAGCAUCAUAUCCGUGUACGGGAUGACCCGGAUCGGGUCGCUGAUGUCGGUGUUGGACUACGCGCAUUUUGGGUCCUCCGUGUCCAUCCGGAACUUCCUCCGGGUCGGCAGCACGGUGUCCGUGUUCGGGAACACCCGGAUCGGGAGCUUUCUCUCCGUCGGGCAGCAGGCGUACUUUGGGUCGUCCGUCUCGACCACGAGCUUCGUCCGCCUGGGCAGCGCGCUGUCCACCUUCGGGGUGGCGCGGUUCGGCAGCUCCUGCUCCAUCCUGGACUUCACCCACAUCGGCAGUAGUCUGAGUCUGCGGUCCUUUGUCCGCUUAGGCAGCACCUUCUCCGUGUACGGACUGACAAGACUGGGGUCCAACAUGUCGAUCCUGGACUUCGUCAACAUGGGCAGCUCCAUGUCCCUGAAGAGCUACAUCCGGAUCGGGAGUUCCCUGUCCGUGUACGGGGUGGCCACGCUCGGGUCCGCGUUCUCCAUCCUGGACUACGCGUCGAUCGGCAGCACGAUCUCGGUGCGGUCCUUCCACCGCAUUGGAAGUGCAAUGAGCGUGUACGGCAUGACCUCCAUCGGCAGUUCUUUGUCCCUCUUAGACUUCGGCCACUUUGGUAGUUCCAUGAGCUUACGCGGGUUCGGGCGCGUGGGCAGCAGUCUGUCCGUCUACGGGUUCACGAGGCUGGGAUCCUCGCUGUCCGUGCUGGACUGCGGACACUUUGGGAGUUGCACCUCGCUGCGGUCCUUUUUGCGGUUGGGGUCGUCGCUCUCCGUGUACGGCACCGCGCGGAUCGGGAGUUCGCUUUCCGUACUGGAUUUCGUGGGCUUCGGGAGCGGCGUGUCCGUGCGAACGUUUGCGCGGUUAGGGUCCUCCUGCAGUAUCUACGGGUACGCGCGGCUCGGGUCCGCGGUGUCCCUGCUCGACUUCGCGCACUUCGGCAGUUCGCUCUCAAUCCGCCGGUUUGGGCGCAUCGGGCACGCCGUGUCGGUCUACGGGCUGUCGAGACUCGGGAGUUCGCUCUCCGUGCUGGAUUUCCUGACCAUGGGCAGCAGCAUGUCGCUGCGCGCGCUGGUGCGGUACGGCAGUUCCAUGUCCGUGUACGGGGCCGCGAGGUUAGGAUCCAGCCUGUCCGUGCUGGACUUCAUCCACUUCGGCUCCAGCAUGAGUGUGCGCACCUUCAGCCGCGUGGGGUCCAGCAUCUCCGUCUUCGGGGUGGCGAGACUUGGGUCGGCGAUCUCGGUUUUAGACUUUGUCACCUUCGGCAGUUCGUGCUCCAUGCGCUCCUACACGCGGCUGGGAAGCUCCUUGUCCGUCUACGGAUUUGGCCGGCUCGGCAGUUCCAUGUCCUGCUUGGACUUUCUGUCGUUCGGCAGCUCGCUGUCCGUGCGAAACUGCGUGCGCUUCGGGUCCAGUCUGUCCGCCUACGGCAUCACCAAGCUUGGCAGCAACCUCUCCGUGCUGGACUUCGCGUGCAUGGGCAGUUCGAUGUCGCUCCGAUCGUUCGCGCGCCUCGGCAGUUCCAUGUCCGUGUACGGGUGCGGCUUGAUCGGGUCCAGUCUGUCGGUGCUGGAUUUCGCGCACCUGAGUUCCAGCUGCAGUGUGCGGUCGUUCGCGCGCUUCGGCAUGUCGCUGUCGGUCUACGGAGUGGCGCAGAUGGGGUCCAACCUGUCGCUGCUGGACGCCAUGUCCGUCGGCAGCUCGCUCUCCUGCCGCACCUUCGCGCGAUUAGGCUCCAGUUGCUCCGUGUACGGCUUGACCCGGUUCGGCAGUGGAAUGAGCGUGUUGGAUUGCGUAUCCAUCGGUUCGAGCUUUUCCCUGUCUAAGUUUAUGCGGGUCGGCAGCACGCUUUCCGUCUUCGGUAUCGCGCGCAUGGGCAGUGCGUUGUCCGUGCUGGAUUUCGUCUCGCUGUCCAGUGGCGUCUCCAUCCGUGGCGUCGUGCGGCUCGGCAGUACCCUGAGUCUGUACGGGAUGGGCCGGUUCGGCAGCGGGCUGUCCGUGUUGGAUUUCUCCACGUGCGGGUCGAGCUUCAGUCUGCGGUCCCUGGCCCGACUCGGAUCCACCAUGAGUCUCUACGGGUGCGCCCGGUUGGGCGGCAGCAUGAGUGUUCUCGACUUCGUGCACCUGGGGUCCGGGAUGUCCAUGCGGUCGUUCUUCCGACUGGGAUCCUCCAUGUCGCUGUUCGGCAUUGCCAGGUUUGGUAGCGCGAUGAGUGUGAUCGACUUCGUGAACUUCGGUUCCGCGUUCUCGAUCCGGAGCUACACGCGGCUCGGGUCGGCUUUUUCGUCCUUCUACCUGGCGCGAGUAGGCGCCGAGCUCUCCGUGUUGGACUCGAACCACUUGGGGAGCAGUCUGUCGCUCCGGUGCUACGCGCGCGUAGGUUCCGCGUUGUCGAUUUUUGGGCAGGGGCGAUGCGGAUCGGCUUUAUCCCUGCUGGACAUGUUUUCGCUCGGAAGUGGCAUGAGCUGCCGCGGGUUCGCGCGACUAGGAUCGGCCAUGAGCGUGUUCGGGCUCGCCAGACUAGGAAGCUCGCUCUCCAUGCUGGACUUCAUCAGUCUGGGCAGCACCCUGUCGGUGCGAACGCUGGGUCGCAUGGGAAGCUCUCUGUCCGUGUACGGGUUUACCAAGUGCGGGUCCAGCGUGUCCGUGCUGGACUACAUCAGCUUUGGCUCCUCGCUCUCCGUGCGGAACUGCGGCCGGUUGGGCAGCUCCCUGUCUGUGUACGGCGCUUCAAGAUUAGGAUCCGCCAUGUCGGUGCUGGACUACGUGAUCCUCUCGAGCACGUUCUCGUGCCGCAGUUUCCUCCGGCUGGGGUCCUCGCUCUCGACCUUCGGCGUGCACCGGUUAGGGAGUAGUUUGAGUACCCUGGACUACAUCGCCUUCGGGUCCGCCUUAUCGCUGCGCAGCUACGGGCGGCUCGGCAGCAGCUUGUCGCUGUACGGGCUGAGUAGGCUGGGAAGUUCCUUCAGUCUGACGGACUUCGCCUCCGUCGGGAGUUCGUUCUCCCUCCGGAGUUUUGCGCGUUUCGGCUCGACCUGCUCGCUGUACUCGUUCGGCAUGCUGGGGAGUUCGUUGUCGCUGCUCGACUACGCGUCCUUCGGGUCCAGCAUCAGUAUCCGCAACUUUGUGCGGGCGGGGUCCGCGCUGAGUCUGUACGGAAUCGGGCUGCUCGGGUCCGCCAUGUCCGUGCUGGACUACGUGAGCAUCGGCAGUUCCAUCUCGUUCCGGUCCUUCGCGCGGAUGGGAAGCGCCUUUUCCGUUUACGGGAUCACGCGGUGCGGGUCCAGCGUCUCCGUUUUGGAUUACAUCGAGCUGGGCAGUGCGAUGUCCAUCCGGUCCUUCACCCGCGUCGGGUCCAGUAUCUCCGUGUUCGGGAUCGUGCGCUUGGGCUCCGCCUUCUCCAUCGUCGACUGGUGCAUGUUUGGGAGUUCGCUGUCGCUGAAGAGCUUCGGGCGGUUCGGCCACAAGCUGUCCGUGUACGGGGUGAGUCGCCUCGGGUCCGCGGUCUCGAUCCUGGCCUUCUACACGCUCGGGUCCUCGAUGUCCGUCCGUAGUUUCUGCCGGUACGGAUCCGCGCUCUCCGUCUACGGCAUGAGCCGGCUGGGGUCCGCGCUCUCCGUGCUCGACUUCGCGCACAUGGGGUCCACGGUCUCCCUGACCUCCUUCGGGCGCCUCGGGUCCGGGUUGUCCAUCUACGGGCUGGCCAGGUUCGGGUCCUCGCUGUCCGUCCUCGACUACACCAGCAUCGGCUCCGCGCUGUCAAUGCGCACGUUCACGCGGUUCGGAAGCAGCUUCUCGCUGUACGGGAUUGGCCAAUUAGGGUCCAGUCUCUCCACCCUGGACUUCGUACAUCUGGGCAGUUGCGCCUCGGUGCGCGCGUUGAGCAGACUCGGGAAGAGCCUGUCCGUCUACGGUUUGACGCUGCUCGGUUCGUCCAUCUCCGUGCUGAACUUUGUCAGCAUGGGUUCUGGUCUGUCCGUCCGUAGUUUCUGCCGCGCCGGGUCGGCGACCUCGAUCUACGGUAUCGCGCGGCUCGGGUCCGCGAUGUCGUGUCUCGACUACGUCAGUCUCGGGUCUUCGUGCUCCGUGAAGUCAUUCUGUAGGUGGGGUUCCGGCCUGUCCGUGUACGGUACCGCGCGCAUGGGUUCCGCCUUCUCGAUUUUGGAUUUCCUGCACCUGGGUUCCUCCCUGUCCAUGCGCAGCUACACGAGGUUAGGCUCGACGUUCUCCGUCUACGGGUACGUGAAAUUAGGUUCUUCCCUCUCCGUGCUGGACUACGUGUUCGCGGGCAGUUCCCUGUCCCUGCGUUCCUACGUGUACUUCGGAUCCAGUCUCUCCGCCUACGGCGCGUUGAAUUUGUGUUCCUCGCUGUCCAUCCGGAGUUUCGUGCGGUGCGGAAGUUCUUGCAGUAUCUACGGCAUCGCGAGAAUGGCCUCGUCCGUGUCCGUGCUGGACUACGUUUCUCUAGGAUCGAGUUUGUCCCUCCGGUCGUACAGCCGAUUGUCGAGCAGCAUUUCCGUGUACGGAACCACGAGACUCGGGUCCGCUUUAUCGGUUCUGGACUACGUGCACUUCGGGUCCGACCUGUCGUUACGAAGUUUCCUCCGGUUAGGAUCUACGAUCUCCGCCAUGGGACUGUGCCGACUCGGGUCGGUUUUAUCUUUAGUCGACUUUGUCAACUUCGGGUCCAGUUUGAGUUGCCGCAGUAUGUGCCGCCUCGGGUCGUCGUUGUCCGUGUACGGGAUGGCAAGGUUGGGAUCCAACGUGUCGAUUUUGGACUACGUGAAUUUUGGUAGUUCUCUCUCCCUCCGCGGCUUCCACCGGUUCGGCUCCGGCUUCUCCGUGUACGGCAUGACCCGGAUCGGGUCCUGCUUCUCCAUUCUGGACUUCGUCAGCUGCGGUUCCAGUCUGUCCACGCGCGGUUUCUCGCGGCUCGGUUCCGCGAUGAGCACCUACGGCCUGCUCACGCUCGGGAGCAGCUGCUCCGUGCUGGAUUACUUUCAACUAGGUAGCAGCAUGAGCAUCCGGAGUUACCUGCGCAUCGGGAGUUCGUUGUCGGUUUACGGUAUGGUGAACCUGAAUUCCAGCAUCUCGGUUCUCGACAUGGUGCAGGUUGGUUCCGCGUUGUCGCUGCGGAACUUCAUCCGCAUGGGCAGUUCGCUCUCCGUGUACGGCAUCGCGAAAUUGGGGAGCAGUUGCUCCAUCCUAGAUUUCGUCAGCGUCGGCAGCACCAUGAGUCUACGGAGCUUCACGCGGUUCGGGUCCGCGCUGUCGGUGUACUGCAUGCUGAAACUUGGAAGCGGCGUUUCCGUGCUGGACUUCCAGGGACUCGGGUCCACGUUCAGUAUCCGUAGCUUCGUCCGGCUUGGCUCCUCGGUUUCGACCUACGGGGUUGCGAAGAUCGGCUCGCAGGUGUCUCUGCUGGACUUCUUCACCAUCGGAUCCGCGUUGUCCCUCCGGUCCGCCUGCCGAUUAGGGUCCAGUUACUCCGUGUACGGGUUGAGCUUCGUCGGGUCCGCGCUGUCCGUGCUCGAUUUCAUCAGCGUCGGGUCCGCGAUCUCGCUAAGAUCGUUCGCGCGGAUGGGCUCCAGCAUUUCCGUAUUCGGGGUGAUGCGGUACGGCUCCAGCGUCUCGCUGCUGGACACCUUCUCCCUCGGGUCGUCGUUUUCGCUGCGCAGCAUGAUGCGGUUUGGGUCGACUUUGUCGCUCUACGGCAUGGUGCGGUUCGGCUCGCAGAUGUCCGUGCUGGAUGUCUUCCACAUGGGGUCCGCGAUGUCCGUGCGUACCAUGAUGCGACUCGGCAGCACCGCCUCGAUCUUCGGCAUCUGCCGGCUGGGGAGUUCCAUGUCGAUCCUGGACUUCAUCGGGUUAGCUUCCUCCCUCUCCGUGCGGUCCUUCCACCGGAUGGGAAGCUCGCUGUCCGUGUUCGGUGUGGCGCGGUGCGGGAGUUCGCUGUCGAUUCUGGAUUUCGCGCUGGUGGGCAGUAACAUGUCCGUCCGCUCGUUUUCUCGAUUAGGGUCCAGUCUGUCCGUGAUGGGGAUCUGCAACUUGGGAUCGAGUCUCUCCAUCCUCGACUACGUGUCCCUCGGUUCGGCGUUCUCCACGCGCAGGUUCUUCCGGCUCGGCAGCACGCUGUCGAUCUACGGGCUCACGACGUUUACCAGCACGCUGUCCAUCCUGGACAUGGCCAGCUUCGGGUCCAGCAUCUCCGUCCGCUCGUUUAUCCGGCUGGGUAGUUCUUUGUCCGUGUUCGGGAUGACCAGGCUAGGAUCCAGUUUCUCCGUCUUGGACGCGAUCUCGCUGGGUUCGACGCUGUCCCUCCGGUCGGUGAUGCGGUUCGGUAGCAGCGUGUCCGUGUUCGGGUUGACCAGGCUCGGGUCCUCUUUAUCCCUGCUCGACGCGAUGUCGGUCGGUUCUACGCUAAGUCUCCGGUCCUUCAUCCGACUCGGGUCGACCUGCAGUACCUACGGUUUCGCCCUGCUCGGAAGCAGCGUGUCCAUCAUGGACACGUUCCAUUUGGGAUCCACGAUCUCGCUGCGCAGCUUCCUCAAGCUCGGCAGUGCAAUUUCGCUUUACGGGAUCGCGAGCAUGGGGUCCAACAUCAGUCUGCUCGACUACGUGCAUUUAGGCAGUGUGCUGUCGGUGAGAAACGUUUUACGGCUGGGGAGCAGUCUCUCCAUCUACGGAAUCACCAGACUCGCGUCCUCCAUGUCGAUUCUCGACGCCGGCUCCUUCGGGUCGACUUGUUCGCUCAGGUCGUUUUUGCGCCUGGGCAGCUUCUGCAGUUUGUACGGGGUCGCGCGGGUGGGGUCCUCGAUGAGUAUCCUGGACUUCGCGAUGAUCGGCUCAUCGCUGUCUUUGCGGUCUUUAUCCCGGUUCGGCAGCAGUUACAGUGUGUUCGGCGCCGUCCUGCUCGGCUCCAGCUUCUCGCUGCUCGACUUCGCGCACUUCGGGAGUUCGAUUUCGAUGCGCAUGUGCUCGCGGUUGGGCUCUGGGUGCUCCGUGUACGGGAUGACCCGCAUCGGUUCGCAACUGUCGAUUUUGAACUACGCCAACUUCGGUUCCGCGUUGUCCAUGCGUUCGUUUUCCCGUUGUGGCAGCAGCGUGUCCGUGUACGGCCUGGUCCGGUUCGGAUCGUCUCUUUCCCUACUGGACCGCGUCACGCUCGGGUCUUCGUUCUCCCUGCGGACGAUGAUGCGCCUCGGGAGUUCGAUUUCCGUGUUCGGGAUCGCGAAGCUCGGGAGCAGCGUGUCGAUUCUGGACUACGUCAGCAUGGGCUCCUGCCUGUCCAUGCGCGGCUUUGGCCGCAUGGGAAGUUCCGCGUCCAUCUACGGCAUGUGCCGGUUAGGCUCGCAGUUGUCCGUGCUGGAUUUCAUCAACUUCGGGUCCAGCUGCAGUUUCCGCGGCUUCAUGCGGGUGGGAUCAAGUAUUUCCAUGUACGGGUUCGCGCGCAUCGGAAGUUCCUUAUCAGCGCUCGACUUCGUGCACAUGGCAAGCUCUCUUUCUCUGCGGUCGUUCGCAAGAUUGGGCUCGUCGAUCUCGACUUAUGGUCUCUCGCGGAUCGGAUCUGGCCUAUCUGUCCUCGACUGCCUGCAGAUUGGUUCUUGCCUGUCCGUCCGCUCCUUCAUGCGGCUGGGGUCUAGCUACUCCGUGUACGGCAUCUCGCGGUUAGGCAGCUGCGUUUCCGUGUUGGACUCGUCGACUUUUGGGAGCAGUUUAUCCCUCCGGUCGUUUUGCCGCAUGGGGUCCAGUUUAUCGCUCUAUGGUGUGAUGAAGCUCGGCACCAGUCUGUCCGUCGCGGACUACAUUCUGUGCGGGAGUUCCUUUUCCGUGCGGUCGUUCUGCCGCGUCGGAAGUUCGUUGUCCGCCUACGGAACCAUCCGCUGCGGGUCGCAGUACUCGCUGCUGGACUUCGCAUCCCUCGGGUCGAGCUUGAGUCUGUGCAGCUUCGCGCGGUUCGGCAGCAGUUACUCCGUGUAUGGUACGGUCAGAUUGGGGAGCCAGUUCUCGCUGCUCGACAGCAGCUUCCUCGGGUCCAGUUUCUCCACCAGGUCCUACUCGCGGUUCGGCAGUAAAAUCUCGGUGUACGGCUGCCACCGCCUGGGGUCGUCCCUGUCCGUGUUGGACUUCGUGCAGGUCGGCUCGUCCCUGUCCUUCCGGUCCUUCAGCCGCUGCGGGUCCAACGUGUCCUUCUUCGGCAUGGCGCUGCUGGGCAGCAUGGUGUCCGUGCUCGACUACGGGUUCUUCACUUCUUCCCUGUCCGUCCGUAUGUAUUCGCGGAUUGGCAACGGUCUGUCCGUCUACGGGCUGGCGCGGUUAGGCUCCGCGUUGUCGGUGCUGGAUUACAUCAUGCUCGGGUCCGGCUGCAGUAUUCGUUCCUUCUCCCGGCUCGGAAGUUCCAUUUCCGUGUUCGGCGCCACGAAGAUCGGAUCCAGUCUGUCCGCGCUGGACUUCUUCGUGCUCGGGUCCUCGAUGUCGCUGCGUAACUUCUACCGCACGGGGAGUGGGUGCUCGGUGUACGGGUUCUGCAAACUUGGGAGCAGCAACUCUAUCCUGGACUUCAUCAACGUGGGCAGCUGUCUCUCGUUAAGGAUGUUCUCGCGCCUUGGGUCCUCCUUCUCGCUGUACGGGGUGUGCCGCCUGGGUUCUAGCAUGUCCAUCCUCGACUCCUGCCACAUCGGAUCGGGGCUGUCGGUGCGCGGCUUCGCCCGGUUAGGGUCCAGCUUGUCCGUAUUCGGCAUGUCCAGGUUUGGGUCCUGCCUCUCGAUCCUGGACCGCAUCACGCUCGGCAGCAGUCUGUCGCUCCGGUCGUUUGCCAGGAUGGGGAGUUCGCUUUCCCUGUUCGGGAUGACCAGAUUGGGAAGCAACUUGUCCGUGCUGGAUUUCAUCCAGUUCGGGUCCAGUUUGAGUCUGCGGAACUUCCUCCGGCUCGGCUCAACGCUAUCCGUCUUCGGCGUGACGCACUUGAGUUCCUCCAUGUCGGUUUUGGACUAUUUGCAAAUCGGCAGUUGCAUGUCGACGAGAUCGUACACGAGGCUCGGAUCGAGUUUGAGUGUGUACGGCAUGGUGCGGUUUGGCAGUUCCAUGUCUUUGAUCGACAUGUGCCACAUCGGCAGCGCGAUGUCGUGCCGGAACUUCUGCCGGAUGGGCUCCAGUCUGUCCGUGUUCGGCAUCUGCCGCGUGGGCAGCAACUUGUCGAUUUUGGAUUUCCUCCACCUCGGGUCGACCAUCAGUCUGCGCAGCAUGGGGAGGCUCGGAAGCGCCCUGUCGGUGUACGGCAUGAGUCGCUGCGGCUCCGCGAUCUCGCUGUUGGAUUUCGCGCACUUCGGGAGCGGAAUUUCGCUGCGCUCGUUUCUGCGACUGGGGUCCACCCUGUCGGUGUACGGCAUGACCCGAUGCAGCAGUAACGCGUCGUUGCUGGAUUUCCUGACGCUGGGCAGCUCGUUGUCGCUGCGGAACUUCUUGCGGCUGGGAAGCUCGUUAUCCGUGUUCGGCAUGUGCCGGAUGGGCAGUUCUCUCUCGACCCUGGAUUUCGUUAACCUGGGCAGCUCGAUGUCCCUCCGCAGCUACACCCGCUUAGGCAGUUCGCUGUCCGUUUUCGGCCUGUGCAAGUUGGGCUCGAAUUUGAGUGUGCUGGACAGCAUCCAACUCGGGUCGUGCAUGUCUCUGCGCUGCUACGCGCGACUCGGGUCCUCCUUGUCGGUGUACGGCCAGUUCCGGCUCGGCUCUGCCUUGUCGCUGCUGGACGCGAUCUCGCUGUCCAGUUCCCUGUCCGUCCGCACCUACGCGCGCCUCGGAAGCUCCGUCAGCGUGUACGGGAUGGCGCGGUUGGGGAGCUGUUUGAGCAUCCUCGACUCCAUGCAGAUGGCCUCGGCCUUCUCGGUCCGAAGCUUCGCCCGCCUGGGCUCGUCGCUGAGCGUGUUCGGCAUGGUGCGGUUGGGGUCCAACUUGUCGGUGCUCGAUUGCUGCGAGAUCGGGUCGAACAUCUCGGUGCGCAUGUUCGCGCGGCUAGGUUCGAGUUUGUCUGUUUACGGCAUGUCGAGAUUCGGUAGCAACAUGAGCGUCUUGGACUACCUGUUAGUCGGCAGUUCCCUUUCGGUCCGUAACCACUGCCGACUGGGGAGCUCGUUGAGCGUGUACGGCAUGACGCGGCUUUCCAGCUGCUGUUCCCUGAUCGACACACUGCAGCUCGGCUCGUGCGUCAGCAUGCGGUCGUACCUGCGGCUCGGAAGCUCGCUGUCGAUGUACGGCUGCCUCAGGCUGGGGUCGCACAUGAGUUUGCUGGACUUUUUGCAGCUGGGCUCCAGCGUGUCGCUCCGCAAGGUCGCGCGGUUGGGUUCGUCCCUGUCCGUGUACGGCAUGUGCCGUCUUUCCAGCAGGCUCAGCGUGCUGGACUGCCUGCACAUCGGCAGCUCGCUGUCGCUCCGGAGCUACAUGCGACUGGGAUCGUCGCUGUCCGUGUUCGGCAUCACGCACCUGGCCUCAAAUCUGUCCGUCAUCGACUAUCUGCAGCUCGGUAGUUGCCUGUCCGUGCGCACCUUCUGCCGCAUGGGCAGCUCGGUGUCCGUGUACGGGAUUGCGCAGUUCGGGAGUUGCAUGUCGAUCCUCGACUUCGUGCACCUCGGAUCCAACUUAUCCGUCCGCUCUUACCUGCGGUUGGGCAGCAGUCUCUCCGUGUUCGGGAUCAGCCGCGUCGGGAGCAGCAUCAGCAUCCUGGAUUUACUCCACCUCGGCUCCUCGGUGUCGGUCCGCAGCUGGGCGCGCGUCGGCUCUACCCUGUCGGUGUACGGCAUGACCCGGUUCGGCAGCGGGAUGAGUUGUCUGGACUUCGCGAUGUUCGGCUCUGCCAUGUCGGUGCGCAGCUACUGCAGACUCGGGAGUUCGUUGUCCGUUUUUGGCUGCUGCCGACUCGGCUCCGCGCUCUCCGUACUGGACACCAUCCAGAUUGGUAGCAGUUUCAGUGUGCGCUCGUUUGCCAGGCUGGGCUCCAGCUUGUCGCUGUUUGGCAUGUGCAGACUGGGUUCGAACUGCUCGGUGCUGGACAUUUUGCACCUCGGCUCCACGAUCUCUGUCCGCGGCUUCGCACGCAUGGGCAGUUCGCUGUCGGUGUUCGGAAUGACGCAACUCGGCUCGUUCAUGUCCAUUCUGGACCUGUGCCAGCUCGGAAGCUCACUGUCCGUCCGCAGCUACAGCCGGUUAGGGUCGUCCGUGUCGGUGUUCGGCAUGACAAGGUUGGGCUCAAACUUGAGCUUGUUAGACACCUUGCAGCUGGGAUCGUCCCUGUCCAUGCGUUACUUUUUGCGCGUCGGCAGUUCGCUCUCGGUGUUCGGCAUGACCAGGUUGGGAUCGAAUCUCUCCCUGCUAGACAUGUGCCAGCUGGGCAGCACGUUGUCCUGCCGGUACUACACAAGGUUGGGGAGUAGUUUCUCGGUGUACGGCACGACGCAGAUGGGCAGCAACUUGUCUUUACUCGACUACUUCUCCCUAGGAUCCUCCAUCUCCGUGCGCACCAUGACGCGGCUCGGCAGCGGGCUAAGCGUGUACGGCUGCCUGACGCUUGGAUCGACUUUAUCCCUACUCGACACCAUCCACUUGGGCAGCUGUCUGUCCGUCCGCAGCUUCACGCGGCUCGGAUCCAGCUUGACCGUCCUGGCGAAGGUCGACUAUGGCGCCAGCGCGUCGGUCCUCGAGUACCUGCAACUCGGCAGCUCGCUGUCGAUUCGGAAUUACUUGCGGAUCGGCUCCUCGCUGUCCGUGAUCGAGAAGGUGCGUAUGGGCCACACGCUGUCGGUUUUAGACUUUUUACAACUCGGCAGCAGCUUAUCCGUGCGCAACGCGGUGCGGUUCGGCUCCACCCUGUCCGUGUUCGGCAUGAUGCGGCUGGGAACGGCCUUGUCCGUGCUCGACAACACCUUCCUCGGGAGCGCGCUCUCCGUCCGGAGCUACGCCCGGUUCGGCUCCACGCUGUCCGUCUAUGGCUGCGUGCAGCUCGGGAGCAAUUUGUCACUUUUGGACGUGAUCAACAUCGGCACGAGUUUGUCACUCCGGUCCUACAUCCGGCUGGGUUCUUCUUUAUCCGUGAUCUCCAAAAUCACGCUCGGCUCCACCCUGAGCACGCUGGACGCCUGCUACCUCGGGUCCGCGCUGUCUUUGCGGAAGUUCAUGCGGUUCGGCAGUAGUUGCAGCGUGUACGGCAUGAUGCGGUUUGGUUCUAACAUCUCGAUCUUGGACAUCUGCUCGCUCGGGUCCACCAUGAGCCUGCGUGCGAUGUGCCGCCUCGGGUCGACUCUGUCCGUGAUGGACCAGGUGCGGUUCGGCUCGUCCGUCUCGAUCCUGGACUUCACCAGCCUCGGCACGUCGCUGUCGAUCCGCCAGUACCUGCGGGUCGGGUCGAAUUUAUCCGUGAUCGGGCGGGUCCGCCAGGGCUCCACGGUGUCCAUCCUGGACUAUUUACAGCUGGGCAGCUGCGUCUCCACGCGCAGCUUUGCGCGGAUGGGCAGCAGUCUCUCCGUGUUCGGGCUGGUGCGGAUCGGCAGCGCCUUGUCGGUGCUCGACUACGUCAACUUCGGGUCCACGGUCAGCUUCCGCCACAUGUCCCGGUUCGGGUCCUCCGUCAGCGUGUUCGACUGGAUGCGCAUGGGCAGCACGCUGUCCACGUUAGACGCGGUGCACUGCGGGUCGUCGCUCUCACUCCGGUCUUACAUCCGGCUGGGCAGCAACAUCUCCGUGAUCAGCUGGACGCGGCUGGGGACAUCCGCCAGCGUGCUCGACUGCCUGCAUCUCGGCAGCACUUUGUCUCUCCGCAGCUACCUGCGGUUCGGCAGCACGGUGAGCGUGUUCGACCGGGUUCGGCUGGGGAGCAAUUUGUCCAUCCUGGACUAUUUGCAGUUGGGCAGCAGCGUUUCCCUCCGCCAGUACAUGCGGGCCGGCAGCAGUCUGUCCGUGUUCGGCCGAACCUUCAUCGGCAGCACGCUGUCCGCGUUGGAUUUCGUCACCUUCGGGAGCAGUCUCUCCAUGCGGCACUACAUCCGCGUGGGCUCGACUCUGUCCGUGUUCAGCUGGUCCCGGUGCGGGUCCACGGUGUCCGCGCUGGACUUCGUGAAUCUGGGCAGUUGCUUGUCCGUGCGACACGUGGUGAGAUUCGGGAGUAACGUUUCGGUGUUCUCCAAAAUCACGUCCGGCAGCACCUUGUCUCUACUAGACUUCGUGCAGCUGGGCUCCUCCCUGUCGAUUCGCAACUACUUCCGCGUCGGCUCGGCCAUGUCGGUGUACGCGCCGGUGCGGUUCGGCAGUCGGGUGAGCAUCCUGGACCAGUUGCUGCUCGGUAGCUCCAUCUCUUUGAGGAACUACAUCCGGUUCGGCUCUGCGUUGUCCAUCAUGUCGAAGAUGACCUACGGCAGCAACUUGUCCGUCUGCGACCACACGCACCUGGGAACUACAUUAUCCUUGCGGAACUACAUGCGGUUCGGCAGCGCGUUCAGCGUGUUCUCCAAACAGACGCUGGGCAGUUGCUGCUCCGUGCUGGAUAUGUUGCAGCUGGGCUCCGCGAUGAGUGUCAGGAGUUUCAUGAGGUUCGGGUCUUCCGCUUCCGUGUACGGACUCUCUCGGUUGGGGUCCCAGUGCAGCGUUUUGGAUUCAGUCACGUUUGGCUCCAGCCUGUCGGUCCGACACUUUUUGAAGCUGGGCUCCAACUUCUCCGUCAUCAGCUACCUCCGCGCGGGAUCGUGCUUGUCCGUGCUGGACUUCACGAACUUUGGCAGCGCGUUGUCGUUGCGACACUACUCGCGCCUCGGCAGCAAUUUGUCGGUGGUGCAGUGGGUGCGGAUGGGGUCGACGCUGUCCCUGUUGGACUUCGUCAACCAGGGCAGCAGUUUAUCCCUGCGGCAGUACUUGCGGCUGGGUUCGUCCUACUCUGUGUUCCGCUCCGUAAAGCUGGGAUCCACGUUAUCGCAGUUGGAUUUCCUCCAGCUGGGUUCCAGUCAGAGUGUGCGGUCCUUCACGCGUCUCGGAUCGUCCGUCAGUGUGUACGGCAUUGCGAAACUCGGCUCGUGCCUCUCGGUUCUGGACAGCACGUUCCUCGGAAGCUGCCUGUCGCUGCGCCACUAUGCGCGCCUCGGCUCGUGCCUGUCGGUGAUGAGCUAUGCGCGCUUGGGGAGCUCGGCGUCCAUUCUGGAUGCAGUGUACCUCGGUUCCGCGCUUAGCGUCCGGUCCUACUGCCGGUUGGGCAGCACCGCCUCCGUUUACGGCAUGACGAGGUUCGGUUCGUCUCUGAGUUGCCUGGACUUCCUGUAUUUGGGUAGCACCAUCAGCGUCCGUCACGUGAUCAGGUUUGGCUCCGCGGUCUCUGUGAUGUCGCAGCUCCGCGUUGGCUCGCUGGUCUCCAUUCUCGACUACACCACGCUGGGGAGCUCGCUGUCCCUGCGCAGCUACUUGCGGGUGGGAAGCUCCUUGUCUGUCGUGUCCGCGGUCCGGAUGGGCUCGCGACUUUCCGUGAUGGACCACCUGCAGAUCGGCUCCAGUCUGUCCACGCGCGCUGUGCUGCGCGUCGGCUCCCGGCUCUCCGUCUUCGGGCGCUUCAACAUGGGACGGGAGACCUCUGUGUUAGACCACCUGCAACUCGGCUCGAUGCUGUCGCUUCGCAGCUACAGCCGGUUCGGCAGUUCGUGCAGUGUGUACGGGAUGCUGAAACUCGGUUCGCAGCUCUCGCUCCUGGACAACAUCCACGUCGGAAGCUCGCUGUCGUUACGAAACUUCAGCCGCAUGGGCUCCGCGAUGAGCGUGUUCAGCAAGCUGCAGGCCGGCUCCAGUCUGUCCCUGCUCGAUUUUGCGCAGUUCGGUAGCUCCUUCUCGCUGCGCAAUUACGUGCGGUUCGGCUCGGCCAUCUCCGUGUUCCGCAACGUGCAGUGCGGGUCGUGCUGCUCCGUCCUGGACGUGUUCGAGCUCGGCAGCUGCCUGUCCAUGCGGUCCUACACGCGGUUCGGCAGCAGCUGCAGCGUGUUCGGGUUGUCCAGACUCGGCAGUUCGAUGUCGGUGCUGGACGCCAUCUCGAUGGGAUCCACUUUAUCCCUCCGCGGGUUCGCCCGGCUCGGGAGCUGCUUGAGCGUCUUCGGUCUGGCGCGGCUGGGGUCCUCUCUCUCCGUCUUGGACUUCGUUUUGGUGGGCAGCGCGAUGUCGUGCCGCGCGUACUCGCGGUUCGGGAGCGGCCUGAGUCUUUAUGGAAUGAGCCGGCUGGGAAGUUCGUUGUCCAUCCUCGACAGCGUCUUCUUCGGCUCCGGGAUGUCGCUGCGCUCCUUCGCGCGGUUCGGCAGCUCCAUGUCCGUGUACGGCAUGACCCGCUUCGGCAGCCGCAUCUCCGUGCUGGACUGCUUCCAUUUGGGGAGCACAAUCUCGCUGCGCGGGUUUGCCCGGUUCGGGUCGGCCGUUUCGCUGUACGGAAUGUGCCGGUUGGGGUCGGUGUUAUCGUGCCUCGACAGCGCCAGGAUGAGCAGCAGUCUCUCCUGCCGCACGUUCACCCGACUAGGCUCGAGCUUCUCGGUCUACGGCACGGUGCAGAUCGGCUCCAGGAUGUCCAUUCUGGAUUUCCUGUCCCUCGGUUCGGCGAUCAGUGUGCGAUCCUUCAUCCGCUUCGGGUCGGCCAUGUCGCUGUACGGCGUGAUGCAGCUCGGCAGUGCGGUUUCCGUGCUGGACUGCAUGCACCUCGGCAGCGCUUUGUCCAUGCGGAACUUCUGCCGCCUGGGUAGCUCGCUAUCCGUGUUCGGGCUGUCGCGCAUGGCCUCGCAGAUUUCCGUGCUGGAUGCCGUUUGGCUCGGGAGCUCGAUCUCGGUGCGCGGCUUCGCGAGACUCGGCAGCUCGGUCUCCGUGUUCGGGAUGAGCCGGCUGGGAUCCUGCAUGUCGGUGCUGGACUACAUCCAGUUCGGGAGUUCCAUGUCCUGCCGCAACUACUCGCGCGUCGGCAGUUCGUUCUCCUUGUUCGGCUGCAGCCGCUUGGGCAGUUCGCUCUCUGUUCUGGACUACUUCACGGCGGGCAGCUCGAUCUCGUUGCGCAGCUUCGCCCGGUUCGGCAGCUCGGUGUCCAUGUUCGGCAUCUGCCGGUUGGGCAGCCAGCUCUCGGUGCUGGACAGCGUAACAUUAGGGUCCGCGCUGAGUCUCCGUCACUACACGCGCCUGGGAAGCUCGCUGUCCAUGCAGGGCAACAUCGCGCGCUUCUCCGCGAGAGCGUCGGUUUUGGACUUCACGGACCUCGGAAGCUCGUUGUCGCUGCGCAACUACCUCCGGGUGGGAAGUGCCAUUUCCGUGAUCAGCUGCGCGAGACUGUCCGCGACCAUGAGUGUGUCCGACUUCCUCACGCUGGGAUCGUCACUCUCCCUGCGUCAAUUCCUCCGCGUGGGAAGCGCGUUGUCGGUUGCGUACAGCGUCGACAUCUGUCAGAACUUGUCGGUGCUCAGCUUCGUCCAUUUCGGAAGCGCUUUAUCCGUCCGCCAGUACCUGCGCGCCGGAAGUGCGGUGUCGGUGUUCUCCCGGCUGAGAUUGGGAUCCGUGUUGUCGGUGCUGGACCACACGUGCCUGGGCUCGAGUCUGUCCCUCCGCCAGUACAUGCGGUUCGGCAGCACGGUGUCCGUGAUCGACAAGACGCGGCUCGGCGCGCACCUUUCCGUGCUGGACUUUUUGCAACUGGGAUCCAGUGUCUCGUUAAGGAACUUCCUGAAGCUCAGCUCGGCACUGUCGAUCACCGAGCAGACUCGUCUCGGCCAGUGCCUGUCCACUCUGGACUUCGCGAACUUCGGAAGUUCCGUGUCUCUCCGGUCGUACCUGCGCUUGGGAAGCACAUUAUCCGCGCACGGACAGGUCCGCAUGUCGGACGGCUGCAGCAUCAUCGGGCAGGUUGACCUCGGAUCGACCUUAUCCGUCCGGUCCUACACCCGCCUUGGUUCCGCUUUGUCCGUGUUCGGCGACUUGCGCACGGGCGAGCGCUGCUCGGUGUUGAGCUUCCUGCUUCUGGGAAGUUCUUUAUCCUUGCGCAGUCACAUCCGGCUCGGUAGCUCCGCGUCGUUGUUCGGGCAACUCCGGUGCGGCAGCAACGUGUCGGUGCUGAAGUUUGUGGAACUAGGUUCCAGCAUCAGUCUGCGACACCACACCAGAUUGGGCUCGACUGUGUCGAUUUUCAGCUCGACGAGGUUCGGAUCCACCCUGUCCAUUUUGGACAGCACCAGCUUGGCGUCGACCAUCUCCUUGCGGGGGUGUCUACGUUUAGGAUCUACGAUUAGCGUGUUGGGAACAACCAGGUUCGGCAGCGUGAUGUCCGUCCUGGACAUGCUGUACUGCGGCUCCUCCCUCUCCCUGCGGUCCUACUUCCGAGCGGGAAGCAACUGCAGCGUCUUCAGUCGCCAGCUCGCCGGCAGCUGCCUCUCGGUGCUCGACGCGGCCUUGCUCGGGAGCUCGCUGAGUUGCCGCAGCUUCGGCCGCGCCGGCUCGGCCUGGUCCGUGUACGGACUGGUGCGGUUGGGCAGCCAACUCUCUGUCCUUGAUGCCGUCGCCGUCGGUUCCGCCGUGAGUCUGCGUCACAUGGCGCGCCUGGGCAGCACGAUCUCCGUCUUCGGACGCGUGGACGCGCGGGAUGAAGUCUAUCUGGGGAACGCGCGCGUCGCGAGCGGGCUGUCGAUCCGGUCCUUCGCGCGACUCGGGUCUUCUUUGUCCGUCUUCGGCAUCACGAAACUCGGGUCCGCCAUGUCGAUUUGCGACAUGAGUCUGCUCGGUAGUGCGUUGUCGCUGCGCAGCUUUGUGCGCAUGGGCAGUGCGAUGUCCGUGUUUUCGCAUUUGCGGUGCGGCAGCAGCAUCUCGUUGAUGCAGCAAACCUGCAUGGGCAGCAUGUUCUCGCUGCGCAACGUGGCGCGGUUCGGCUCCAGCUUCUCCGUCUUCUCGAGGCAGAUUUUGGGGAGUCAACUGUCCGUGUUGGAUAGCGUGUACUGCGGAUCCGCGUUGAGCGUUCGUUCCUUCGUGCGGUUCGGAAGCUCGGUGUCCGUGUUCGGCAUCUCCCGGCUCGGAAGCGCAAUUAGCGUGCUGGACUUCGUCACGCUCGGAUCCAGCUUCAGCAUCCGCAGCUUCACGCGCCUGGGGUCCGCGAUCAGCAUCUUCGGCACGUACCGCGCGGGCAGCACGCUGUCCGUGCUGCAGCACAACGCACUGGGGAGCUCACUCUCCUUGCGGUCGUACAGCCGCCUGGGCUCCAGCCUGUCGGUGUUCGGCCUCACCCGGUUCGGGUCCAGCAUGUCCAUUCUGGACGUGCUCAACAUGGGUUCCAGCCUGAGCUGCCGCGCGUGCAUGAAGAUUGGUUCCACCCUGUCCAUUUACAACUGGAUGCGGUCGCAGACGACGGUGAGCAUCCUGGACUUCUUCGAACUCGGCAGCACCGUGUCCGUCCGGAGUCUGUUGAAGCUGGGCAGCACGCUGUCCGUGUACGGUAUGGCGAGAAUCGGCUCGGCGCUUUCCGUCUUGGAUUACGUGCACUUCGGAUCCACACUGUCGAUGCGCGGGUUCACCCGGUUCGGUUCCACCGUCAGCGUGUUCGGCGUUUCGAACCUCGGAUCGUCCCUCUCCGCGCUGGAUUUCUUUAUGAUGGGAAGCUCGCUGUCCACUCGGUCCUUCUCGCGGUUCGGCAGUGCGCUCAGCACGUACGGCCUCGCGCGGUUCGGCAGCGGGGUGAGCAUCCUGGAUUUCCUCACGCUCGGCAGCAGUUACUCGCUGCGCUCCAUGGCGCGGUUCGGCAGCAGCAUCAGCGUGUUCGGCAUCGUCCGCUUGGGCAGUUCCGCGUCGUUCCUGGACUUCGCCAACUUCGGAUCCACGAUGUCGCUGCGCAACUUUGUGCGGUUCGGCUCCAGCAUCUCCGUGUUGCACAGCCUGCGCAUGGGUUCCUGUCUGUCGAUUUUGGAUCAAGUUUCCGUCGGCAGCGCUUUGUCCUUCCGGUCGUUCGCAAGGUUUGGCAGCUCUUUAUCCAUAUACGGGAUGAAGCUACUCGGGUCCGGAAUGUCUGUGCUCGACGUUUUGCAAAUGGGGUCCACGAUGAGCGUGCGCAGCUUCUCGCGCAUGGGGAGCGCACACAGCAUCUACGGGUUCGCCCACCUCGGGUCGACGCUGUCCGUGUUGGACUUCAUCACGGUGGGAUCUGCGCUCACCUUGCGGUCCUUCUCCCGGCUGGGGAGUUCUGUCUCCGUGUUUGGCAUCGGAUACAUGGCGAGCUGCGCGUCGAUUCUGGACAUGCUCGUGCUCGGCAGCUCGAUGUCCACCCGCAGCUUCGCCCGGCUCGGGUCCAGCAUGUCCCUGUUUGGCGUGGCCCGGUUCGGCAGCGCGUUGUCGGUGCUGGACUUCGUCACGUUCGGCAGCAUGGUGAGUCUGCGCUCGUUUGCGCGCGUCGGCAGUGCGAUCUCCGUCUACGGCAUCAGUCGGUUCGGCAGCACGCUGUCCGUGCUUGACAUCGUCGACUUCGGAUCCUCCAUGUCCCUGCGGCACUACGCACGGUUUGGUUCCAGCAUGUCGGUGUUUUCCCAACUACGGUGCGGGUCGCAGAUGAGUGUUUUGAACACCGUCGCGUUUGGCAGCACACUGUCCCUGCGCGGCUUCGCGCGCGCCGGAAGCGGGUUCUCGAUCUUCUCGAAGGUGACUUUGGGGAGUUGUUUGUCCACCCUGGAUACAACCGAACUCGGUUCCGCCAUGUCGCUGCGCAACGUGGCUCGGUUCGGCUCCUGCUUCUCGCUCUUCUCGCAGGUGCGACUCGGAUCCUGCUUGUCAGUGCUCGACACCACCGCGAUCGGCAGCUGCUACUCCGUCCGCUCGUUCGGUCGGUUGGGCAGCUCGUUGAGUGUGUUCAGCAAGGUGAGAUUGGGGUCGAAUUUAUCCUUUUUGGAUAAGGGCCUCAUCGGCUCUUCCAUGUCCAUUCGCACCUACGCCCGCUUUGGCAGCACCGUCAGCAUCUUCAGCAAGACGCGUGUCGGUCGAUUCGGCACCAGCGUGCUGGACUACCUGCAGCUCGGCAGCACGAUCUCCAUCCGUUCGUUCGCGCGGUCGGGAAGCACGAUGAGCAUCUACGGCAUGUGCAAACUCGGCUCCGCUUUGUCGUGUCUGGACACCGUGGCGCUCGGCUCCACGCUCUCGCUCCGGUCGUACACGCGGCUGGGAUCCAUGAUGAGCAUCUACUCGCGCACGGCCUUCGGGUCCAGCGUGUCCGCGCUGGACUUCACCAACUUCGGCUCGAGCCUUUCCCUCCGGUCGUAUGCGCGGUUCGGCAGCACCGUGUCCGUGUUCAGCCGGUUGCGACAGGGCUCCUGCGUGUCCAUGCUGGAUCAAGCCUUCUUCGGCUCGGUUGUCAGCAUCCGCGGGUUCGCGCGGUUGGGCAGCGGGUACAGCAUCUUCUCCAAGUUCACCAGCGGCAGCUGUUUGAGUGCGUUGAACACCGGGUUCUUCGGGUCCACGAUCUCGAUCCGCGCCUUCUCACGGUUCGGUUCGAUGUUCUCCAUCUUCAGCCGGUCGGCGCUGGGAAGUACUUUGAGUGUACUCGACACCAGCCUUCUCGGCUCCACUCAGUCGAUCCGCAGCUUCAUCCGGCUCGGGAGCAACUUCAGCGUGCUGGCUACCCACUUCGCGGGCUCCCAGGUGUCCGUGCUUGAUUUCUGCAUGCUCGGUAGCACCUUAUCCUCGCGUGCCUUCGCGCGGAUCGGGUCGAGUAUUUCCGUGUACGGGCUCUGGCGGCUGGGCAGCAGCAUGUCGCUGCUGGACCAGGCGGAACUGGGGUCGGCCCUGUCGCUCCGGAACUUUGCGCGCUGCGGGUCCGCGAUCAGCGUCUUCUCGAUGUUGCGGACCGGGUCCUGCUCCUCGAUCUUGGACACCGUGCAGUUCGGGAGCGCGUUUUCCUGCCGGUCCUUCGCCCGCCUGGGCUCGUCCUUCAGUAUGUUCGGCGUGGCGCGCAUCGCCUCCCAGCUGUCCAUGCUGGACUGCGCGUGCUUGGGCAGCAACAUGAGCGUGCGGUCGAUGCUGCGGUGCGGCAGUUCGUUCAGCGUGUACGGGACCACGGUUUUGGGGAGCAACUUCUCCGUGUUGGACUUCUUCACGAUCGGUAGUUCGUUUUCCCUGCGUAGCUACCACCGGUUUGGCAGCAGCUGCAGUCUGUACGGGUUGAACCAGCUCGGCAGUUCCGUUUCCACGCUAGACUUCGUGAACCUCGGAAGCUCUUUCUCGGUGCGGUCCCUGUGCCGGUUCGGGUCCACCGCAUCGAUUUUCGGUGUGGCGCGACUGGGAUCGAGUCUCUCCGUGCUGGACUUCGUGCUGCUGGGCAGCUCGUUCUCCGUCCGGAACUUCUGCCGGUUAGGCUCAGCGCUCUCCGUCUACGACCGCGUGCGCCUGGGAAGCAGUUUGUCUGUGCUCGACUACGCGCUGUGCGGGUCCAGUCUCAGUUUGCGCAACUACGCCCGGGUUAGCAGUGCCAUCUCCAUCUUUGGCUGCAUGCGGGCGGGAAGCACUCUGUCGUUACUGGAUCACGUUUGGCUCGGCAGCUCUCUGUCCGCCCGUUCCUUCGCGCGGUUCGGCAGCACUUUGUCCCUGUACGGUCUGGCGCGGUUGGGAUCCGCGUUCUCCUGUGUAGACACGAUUUCCGUGGGGUCCUCGAUCUCGCUGCGUUCCUACAUCCGGAUGGGCUCCAGCAUGAGUGUGUACGGCACCAUCCGUCUGGGGUCGUUUUUAUCUUGUCUGGACACGGUGAAAGUGGGUUCCGCGUUGUCCACGCGCCACUUCAUCCGCGUCGGGUCCGGUUUGAGUGUGUUCGGCAAAGUGCGUUCCAGCUUCAACCUGUCCGUCGUGGAUGCCACGCAGAUGGGUUCCAUGCUGUCUGUGAGAAGUUUUGUGAAAUUGGGCUCCACUUUAUCCGUGUACGGCAUCUCCCGGUUCGGCUCCGCGUUGUCCGUGCUGGAUGCGACCUUCAUGGGCAGCACCAUGUCCGUCCGCGGCUGGGCCCGCUGGGGGUCGACUUUGUCCCUGUACGGCAUGGGCCGCUUCGGCAGCUCCCUGUCCGUGCUCGACGUGAUCACGGUGGGCAGCAGCUUCAGCCUGCGGUCGUUCGCGAGGAUGGGCAGUUCUCUCUCCCUGUUCGGCGUUGCCCGGCUCGGUUCCGCGCUGUCCGUGCUGGACUUCGUGAACUUCGGUUCCGCGCUGUCCGUGCGGUCGCACGCACGCAUGGGAUCCGCCGUCAGCAUCUACGGCAUCACGCGGUCCGGGUCCACCAUGUCGAUUUUGGAUUACUUCUGCCUCGGCUCGAGCUUCUCCGUCCGGGGAUUCUCGCGCCUCGGCAGCAGCCUGUCGGUGUUUGGCGUUAGCAGACUCGGCAGUUCCUUCUCCGUGCUGGACAGCAUCAAUCUCGGGUCCUCCAUCUCCGUCCGAAAUUUGGUGCGCAUGGGCUCUAGUUUAUCGGUCUUCGGGGUGGCGCACAUCGGCUCCGCGAUGAGCGUGCUGGACUUCGCCUCCAUGGGGUCGUCGUUCUCCGUGCGCAGCUUCUUCCGCAUCGGCAGCGCGCUGUCGAUCUACGGCUUCGCGUCGCUCGGAAGCACGCUGUCACUGUUGGACUGCUCGCACUUUGGCUCCGCCAUGUCGGUGCGCAGCUUUGUGCGCCUCGGGUCUGCUCUCUCCGUGUACGGCUUCUCGAAGUUGGGGAGCUCGCUCUCCGUGCUGGAUUUCGUCAACUUCGCAAGCAGCUUCAGUGUGCGGUCCUUCCAGCGGCUGGGCAGCACCGUGUCGGUGUACGGCAUCACGGCCUUCGGCAGUUCGCUGUCGAUUCUGGACACGAUCUCCAUCGGCAGUUCGUUCUCGAUGCGGACCUUCGCGCGGUUCGGCAGCUCGCUCUCGAUGUACGGUAUGGUGCGACUGGGGUCCAGCAGCUCCGUGCUGGAUUACGUGACGAUUGCGUCGGCCGUGUCCAUUCGCACGUUUGCGCGCAUGGGUUCCAGCAUCAGUAUGUACAGCCGCGUGCGGGCCGGUAGCUGCCUGUCUAUCCUGGACGCCGUGCAGAUGGCCAGCACCAUGUCGGUGCGCGCCAUGUUCCGUCUCGGCUCCAGCUGGAGCAGCUUCGGGCAGGUCCGAAUCGGUUCCUGCAUGUCCGUUGCGGACUACGCCUGCACGGGCAGCGCCAUCUCCCUGCGCGCGUUCGCUCGGUUCGGUAGCACCCUGAGUAUCUUCUCGCAAUUGAAGUUCGGCGGGCAGAUGUCUGUCCUGGACGCCGCUUGGCAUAGUAGUGGUGUGUCACUGCGUGCGUUCGCACGCAUGGGCAGUGCCAUCUCUGUGUACAGCAAGGUGCAACUGGGUGCGGAGUGCUCGCUGCUUGGAAUGUGCCACAUCGGAAGCUCCAUGUCCCUGCGUGCCUCGGCCCGGUCCGGCGGCCAGGUGUCGAUCUUCAGCUUCGUGCAGCUGGGCUCCGCUCUGUCUCUGCGAAGUGUCGGGCGGGCCGGAAGUUCGGCGAGCGUGUUCGGCCGCGUGCUGAUGGGCAGUCAGCUCUCCAUCUUAGACGCCGUCCUGUUCGGCUCCUCGCUGUCCAUCCGGUUCUACGCGCGAAUCGGCUCGAGCAUGUCGGUCAUGGCCACCUCGCGAUUCGGCAGUUCGCUCUCGGUGCUGGGACAAGUCGGCAUCGGCAGUUCGCUGUCCCUCCGACAGUACGCCCGGUGCGGCUCCGCCUUCUCCGUGUACAGCAAGGUGCUGCAAGGAAGCAGCCUGUCCGUGCUCGAUUCCAUGAUGCUGGGCAGCGCGGUGUCUUGCCGUACGUACGCCAAGUUCGGGUCUGCGGUCUCGAUCUUCGGACGCGUCGCCGUGGGCAGUUCGUUCUCGAUCCUGGACUUGAGUAACUUUGGUUCCGGAUUGUCUCUGCGCUCGUACGCUCGGUUGGGAUCCGCGAUCUCGGUGUACAGCCGGUCCAUGCUCGGCUCCUGCAUGUCCCUGUUGAACUUUGCUGCCUUCGGUUCCACGGUGUCCGUCCGUAGCUUUCUGCGGUUCGGGUCCGUGGUCAGUUGCUUCAACACGAUCCGGUGCGGUUCCAACUUGUCGCUGCUGGAUUGCUCGAGCUUCGGCUCUUCUCUCUCCAUCCGCGCGUUCACGCGGGCAAGCGGCAGCAUGAGCGUGUUCGACUACGUGUUCAUCGGGUCCGCAACCUCGCUGCGGUCCACGGCGCGCAUGGGAAGCCAGUUGUCCGUCUACAACGCUUUCCGCAGCGGGAGCAGUUUAUCUUUACUCAACUUCGCCACGCUCGGGUCGUCGCUUUCGUGCCGUAACACGGGCCGGCUGAACGGCGGUUGCUCCGUGUUCAACUUCUUCCACUGCGGUUCGUCCCUGUCCGUGCGCGCGGCGACGCGGUUCGGAUCGGUGAUCUCAGUGUUCAACAAGGUGAAGAUCGGCGCGGACGGCUUCGCCUCCGUCAUGAACGUGGCGAACGUGGGUUCUGCUCUCUCCCUUCGCGGCUUCUGCCGCAUGGGCAGCUCGUUCUCGGUCUACUCGCGCAUCGCGCUGGGCAGCACGCUCUCCGCGUUGUCCUUCGUGGCCCCGGGAAGCAGCUUCUCGCUGCGUGCGAUGGCCCGGCUGGGAUCCAGCUUCUCGAUCUUCAGCCAGGCGCGGUUCGGCUGCCAGUUCUCCGUGCUGGACGCCAUCACGCACGGGUCCUCGUGCUCGAUGCGCAACUUCCAGCGGCUCGGAUCGAAUUUGUCCGUGUUCUCGAAGGUGACCAUGGGUUCCACGCUGUCGGUGUUGAACUUCAUCCACUUCGGCAGUUCCGUCUCGAUGCGGUCCUUUGCGCGGUACGGGAGCGCCAUCUCGGUGCUGGACUGCGCCACGAUUGGCAGCAGCAUCUCGCUGAGGAAUUUCAUCCGCAUCGGGUCCUCCAUGUCCGUCUUCAGCAACGCGCGGUUCGGCAGCUCUUUGUCCGUGAUGCAGAGCAACUUGCUCGGGAGCAGCAUGUCCCUGCGUAGCUACCAACGCGUGGGGUCCGCUCUUUCCGUGUUCUCGCAAGUGCGCGUCGGCAGCACCAUCUCGCUGAUCGACGCCGAGAGCGUGGGUUCGUCCCUGUCGCUGCGGUCCUUCGUGCGGCUGGGCAGCGGAUUCUCCAUCGUGUCUCGAACGAAGUUCGGUGCCAGUGCGUCCGUGUUGGACUAUCUCUCCCUCGGCUCCACUCUGUCGCUGCGAAGUUACGUGCGGUGCGGGUCCGCGGCCUCGGUCAUGUCCUGGGUGCGGUUGGGGAGUUCUUUAUCCCAGCUGGACUUCUUGAGUACCGGUUCCACCAUUUCGCUGCGGCAGUACGCCAGACUUGGCUCCGCGUGCUCGGUCUUUUCCAAAGUGAGGCUGGGUUCUGCGCUGUCCGUCAUGGAGCACAUCGUGAUUGGCAGUGCGUUGAGUCUGCGCCAGGCCGUGCGCUUCGGCUCAUCCCUUUCCGUGCUGUCGAGCUUGACGUGCGGGGCGGCGAUGUCCGUGAUGGAAUCCCAGAACUUGGGUAGCACUUUGUCGAUGCGUGGUUUGGUGCGCACGGGCAUGGACAUUUCCGUGAUCGACUACACCCACUUGGGCUCGUCGAUCUCGGUGCGCAGCUACAUUCGACUCGGCUCGGGCGUCAGCGUCAUGUCGCAAACCCGGUUCGGCAGCUGCCUGUCCGUCUGCGACCUGACCUUUUUAUCCUCCACCUUGUCGAUGCGUUCCUACCUGCGGCUGGGCUCCUCCAUCUCCGUGUUCGGCGCAACGAGGUUAGGUUCGUCUCUGUCCAUGAUUGACACUUUGACCACGGGCUCCAGCUGCUCGCUCCGCGGGGCCAUGAAGUUGGGUUCCACGUGCUCGGUGCUGAAGCAGGUCCGACUCGGAGACACCUUCUCCGUGCUGCACUUUGUGAACUUAGCUUCUUCGCUCUCCGUCCGCAGCAUGAUGCGGUUCGGCAGCGGCGCGUCCGUGCUCGACUACAUGCAAAUCGGGUCGUCUUUGUCCCUGCGCGGCGCGAUCCGGUACGGGUCGGGUAUCUCCGUGUACCAGAGGAUUAAUCUGGGCAGCAGCAUGUCCUUGCUGGACAACGCGGCGUUUGGGUCUUCCCUCUCCGUCCGGUCGCACGCCCGCUUCGGGUCGCAGAUGUCGAUCAUGAACUUCACUCAAUUAGGUAGUUCGAUCUCGUUGCGGCAGUUCAUCCGGUUUGGCAGUUCCGUGUCCGUGAUCUCGCAACUGCGGUGCGGUUCGGCGACUUCCGUGUUGAACUUCUUCUCGUGCUCCUCUUCACUGUCUGUGCGGAGCUGCGCGCGCUUCGGUGACGCGACGUCCAUCCUGCAGUUCGCAGCGCUUGGUAGCUCCUUGUCCGUAAGGUCGUAUUUACGCCUCGCCUCCAACCUGUCGGUGUUCAACCAGUGCCGCCUGGCCAGCUGCUUCUCGGUGCUGGAUUCGACCAACGUUGGCAGCAGCGUGUCGCUCCGCGCGAUGAUUCGCCUGGGCUCCGCCAUGUCGGUGUUCCGUGGCGCGCGGCUGGGGGCGUGCGCGUCCGUGAUUGACUUCUUCCACCUCGGGUCGGCGACCUCGCUGCGGAACUUCUUCCGCUGCGGUUCCAACCUGUCCGUCGUGGACUUCGUCGCGCUCGGGUCGAGUCUCUCUCUCCGUUCGCACGGUCGGUUCGGGAACCAAAUGAGCUUCCUCGACUUCGUCGCGCUCGGCUCCUCCCUGUCCGUCCGCAGUUAUGUGCGGUUUGGUAGCAACGUGUCCGUGUUCUCGAAGUUGACGCUGGGAAGCAACGCGUCCGUGUUGAACACCAUCCAGAUGGGAUCGGCAUUCUCCAUUCGCGCCUUCCAGCGGUUCGGCAGCAACCUCAGCAUCUUCUCGCAGACGACUUUGGGGAGCAGCUUCUCGUUGCUGGACUUCUUCGAGCUCGGCUCGACCAUCUCGGUCCGGAACAUCGCCCGCUUCGGUAGCGGCUACUCCGUGUACGGCCAGGUGAAGUGCGGCUCGAGCGUUUCUUUGUUGGACUUCAGCACCUACGGCAGCUCGGUGUCGAUCCGCGGCACCUUCCGGCUCGGCAGCGCGAUCUCCAUCUUCGGCCGCAUGGUGGCGGGCUCCAGUUUGUCCACGUUGAAUUGGACCUGCUUCGGGUCGUCGUUGAGCGUCCGGCACCACACCAAGUGCGGACGCAGCUGCAGUGUGAUUGACUUCAUGAACAUGGGAUCCACGCUGUCUCUCCGCGCCACGGCCCGGUUCGGCAGCAACAUGAGCAUCUACGGCGGCCGCGUUCUUUUGGGAAGUUCGGUGUCCGUGUUGAAGUUCAUGACCUUCGGAAGUUCCGUCUCAUUACGUGCCUGCAUGCGGUUCGGAGACCACGCGUCGAUCUUGGAUUUUGCGCAGUUCGGUAGUUCGAUCUCGACUCGGUCGUUCAUCCGUUUCGGGUCGACCUUGUCCGCCUUCAACUGCGUCCGGCUGGGUUCCACCGUGAGUUCCUUCCAGGUCGCUCUGCUCGGAUCUGCGAUGUCGAUUCGUAGCUACAUGCGGUUUGGGUCCACGGUUUCGACCUUCUCCCAGGUCCGAUGCGGUUCCAAUCUGUCGUGCUUGGACCAGCUGCACCUCGGGUCCGUCCUUUCCGUGCGCUCGCACAUCCGGGCUGGAAGUUCGUUCUCGAUCUUCUCGCGUGCGGUGUUCGGGUCCAGUAUGUCCAUUCUGGAGGCGUGCACGUUUGGGUCCUCGAUCUCGCUGCGCGGGGUGGGCCGCUUCGGAAGCACCUUGUCCCUGCUGUGCGCGGCGCGCUUCGGGGGCGCGCUUUCUGUCCUGGAUGCUGUGACACUUGGUUCCACCUUGUCCGUGCGCGGACGCGCGAAGUUCGGUUCGACGCUUUCCAUCUUUGGACAGAUCCGCCUGGGUUCCGAACUUUCCGUCGUCGGUGCGCUGACGUUAGGGAGCAGUCUCUCCAUCCGUAGCUACGUCAAAUUUGGGUCGUCCGCGUCCAUCUUUGGCCGGAUGUGCAUGGGAUCUUUGCUCUCCGUCUGCGACGCGGCGGUAUUCGGUUCCAGUCUGUCCGUCCGGCAGUUCCAGCGGUCGGGCUCCGCGGUGUCCGUGUUCAACCGGGUUAUCCUCGGCUCGAACUUAUCCGCGUUGAACUUCAUGAAUUUAGGGAGCAGUCUGUCAGUCAGGUCCUACACGAAGUUUGGAAGCAACCUGUCCGUCUUCGACUUCGUGGCGCUCGGUUCGACCACGUCGAUCCGUAGCUUCGUCAUGAUGGGCUCGAACUUGUCCGUGUUCUCGCGGUUCCGCGUUGGUAGUUCGCUGUCGACACUAGACUCCGUGUACCUUGGGUCUAUGCUCUCGAUGCGCGGGUUCGUCCGCGCGGGCAGUCGCAUGUCCCUGUUCGGCGUGACCCGGUGCGGAUCCACGGUCAGUUCCUUCAACAGCGUUUGCCUCGGGUCGAUGCUCUCGAUCCGCGCGCAGGUUCGCAUGGGCUCCUCGUGGUCGAUCUUCAGCCAGUGCCGCUUCGGCAGCACGAUCUCCGUGCUGAAGUUCGCCAGUCUAGCGUCCACGGUCUCUUUGCGUACCAUCAUGAAGGUGGGCAGUGCCUGCAGCGUGUUCAGCUACGGAAGGUUCGGAUCUUCCCUGUCCAUUCUGCAGCACGUCACGUUCGGAAGUUCGUUGUCCCUGCGCGCCGUGAAGCGGUUGGGCAGUUCGUUCAGUACCUACGGCGAGAUGCGAUUCGGGUCUUGCAUCUCCGUUCUGGACGCCACCCGCCUCGGAUCCACACUCUCCGUGCGCGCCUUCGUGCGGCUGGGCAGCAACACCUCGAUCUUCAGCCGGGUCACGCUGUCCUCCUCGAUGUCGAUCCUGAAGUUUGUCGAGCUCGGAUCAAGUGUGUCCGUGCGUUCCUUCGUGCGCGCCGGAUCGCUGUUCUCCGUGUUCGACUUCUCUUCCCUCGGUUCGACGCUGUCGAUGCGCGCGGUCGCGCGGCUCGGCAGCACGGCCUCCGUUCUCGGAAAGGUGCAGUGCGGGUUGAAGCUCUCGACAUUGGAUUCCACCACGCUGGGUUCCAGUUUCAGUAUCCGUGCCUACGCCCGGUUCGCGUCGAAGGUGAGUGUGUUGAACUUCGCGACCUUGGGAUCGUCGUUAUCCCUGCGGUCCAUGGCGAGAAUCGGGUCCGUCUGCUCCGUCUUCUCGGCGAGUCGCUACGGAUCGUCCGUGUCUACGGUUGAUUUCCUGACGCUCGGCUCUUCCGUGUCGCUCCGGAACUUCGGCCGCGUCGGGUCCGCGGUCAGUGUGUUCUCGCAGCUGCGCAUGGGGUCCACCAUGUCCACGUUGGAUCACCUGCACUUGGGAAGUUCCUUCUCGUUGCGGUCUAUGGGCAAGAUGGGCCACGCAGUUUCCGUGUUCGACUUUGUGCACCUGGGGUCUAACCUCUCCCUCCGUACGAGCUGCCGGUUCGGAAGCACCUUCUCCGUGUACUCGCAGGCACGCAUGGGCAGUUCAGUGUCGAUUCUGAAGUACGUGGGCCUGGGUUCGUCUUUAUCCCUGCGUACCUUCGGACGCUUCGGGAGCGCCAUGUCGAUUUUGGACUUUGCCAGUUACGGGUCUGCGGUCAGCUGCCGCGGCACCGCACGAUUGGGCUCAGCGUUCUCGGUGUUCUCGAAGGUUCGCUGGGGCUGCCAAGCUUCCGUGUUCGACUACUGCCACAUGGGCUCGUCCUUCAGUAUCCGGUCCUUGGCCGCCAUGGGAAGCAGCAUGUCGGUGUACUCACGAUGCAUCUCUGGAUCCAGCUUGAGUCUGCUCCAGUGGGGCACGCUCGGUUCGGCGCUCUCCAUUCGCGCGACCGCGCGCUUGGGCAGCUCAUUCUCGCUGUUCUCGCAGGUUCGCCUCGGAUCCAGCUGCAGCAUGCUGAUGCAACACCACUUCGGGUCGAGUCUGUCGCUAAGAGGGUACGCCCGACUCGGCUCUGGCACCAGCGUGUUCGGUCGUCUGUCCUGCGGCUCGUCGAUGUCGAUCUUGAACUUCAGCAACCUGGGGUCCAGCAUCAGUCUGCGUGCCAUGGGCGCCUGCGGCUCGGUGAUGUCCGUGUUCAACCGCGUCAAGUUCGGCAUGAGUCUGUCCACCCUGGAUUGCGUCCAUCUCGGCUCCAGCGUCAGUUUGCGGUCGUUCGCGCGGUUCGGCUCCGCGUUGUCCGCUUUGGACUUCGUCAUGCUGGGCUCGUCGUUCUCCCUGCGUGGCUCCGGACGCUUUGGCUCCGCGGUCUCGGUGUGGGGUCUGUCCCGGGUCGGCGGCCAACUGUCCGUGUACGACUCGCAGGCCUUCGGAAGUUCGUUAUCCUUGCGCGCGUACGCGCGGCUCGGCAGCGCGAUCUCGAUCUACAACAAGAUCUCGUUCGGCUCCAACCUGUCUGUCCUGGACUACAGCAACCUGGGCAGUUCCAUCAGCGUGCGGUCGUUCGUGCGCGUCGGCGGCGAGUGCUCCAUGUUCGACUACCUGCACAUCGGCAGCGUCUUGUCCCUGCGUGCCACCGCCCGGAUGGGCAGCUCGCUGUCCGUCUUCUCGCAGUGCCGGUUCGGAUCCAGCUUAUCCUUACUCGGCUGGGCCCAUCUCGGCUCGGCGGUUUCGCUGCGCGGCACCACCCGCAUGGGCUCGCGCAUGUCGAUCUACGGAAAAACCACGUUCGGCUCCAGCUGCUCAGUCUUGGCGGUCACCAACUUUGGUUCCUCCAUGUCGGUGCGAGCCUUCGGCAGUCUCGGGUCGCGCAUGAGCGUGUUCGACUUCUUCAACCUCGGGUCUGCGGUGAGCAUGCGUUCAGUCGCACGGUACGGCUCCCAGCUCUCGGUGUUCGACCAGAUUCGCUUCGGAUCCUCGCUCUCGACGCUGGAUGCCGUGUCGCUCGGCAGCAGUCUCUCCAUCCGCAGCUUCAUGCGGUUCGGAAACCAGUAUUCCAUCCUGGACUCCGUGUCGCUGGGUAGCGGGCUUUCGAUGCGAGCCGUCGCGCGCUGUGGUUCGGGCGUGUCGAUCGCGUCGCGGACCCGCGCGGGCUUCAAGUUCAGCGCGUUGGAUCAGGUGGCGCUCGGCAGUUCCCUGUCCAUCCGUUCCUUCGUGCAGUUCGGCUGCCGCACGUCGAUCAUCGACUUCGCCUGCUUCGGCAGUGCCCUGUCGGUGCGCAACUACGUGCGCGUGGGUAGCGCAUUUUCCGUUCUGGCGUCCACGCGACUGGGCUCCGACCUCAGCGUCAUGGAGCACGUGGAAUGCGGUUCUGCGGUGAGCUUACGCAGCACCUCUCGGUUCGGGAGCGCGGUCUCGGUUUUGAGCUUCUCGAUGGUGGGAUCCAGCUUGUCCGUGCGCGAAUUCUUCCGCGUGGGGUCUAGUUGCUCCGUCUUCAACGCGGUACGGUUGGGUGACUCUUUGUCAGUCCUCGCCGAACUGGACCUCGGAAGCAGUCUCUCCGUGCGGCAGUACACGCGGUGCGGCAGCUGCAUCUCCGUUUUGAACUUCUGCACAGUGGGUUCAGUUUUGUCCCUCCGUCAGUUCAUGCGCGUGGGUUCCGGCGUGUCCGUUCGCGGGCGCACGCGCGUGUCGCGGGAAGUCUCGAUUUUGAGUCGCAUCCACCUCAGUUCGUCGCUAUCUAUCCGCGCCUUCAUCCGGUGUGGCAGCUCGAUCUCGACCUACAAUUUUGCGCACUUCGGCUCCGCGAUCUCGCUCCGCAGCGUCGGAAGGAUGGGCUCGAACUGCAGCGUUUUCAGCAAGAUGUUCCUCGGAAGCGGUCUGUCUGUAUUGGAUUACUGCAGCCUGGGGUCCACCUUGAGUAUCAGACAAACAGUCAGCUUCGGGUCGCGCAUGUCGAUCUACGACUUCAUGAACCUCGGCAGCUCUUUGUCCUUGCGCAACGCGGCGCGCCUCGGGAGCAACAUCAGUGUGCUGUCCCGCAUCACCUGCGGAAGCACUUUAUCCAUCCUGAACUGGGCAUCCGCCGGGAGUAGUUUGUCGUUGCGUCACGUCGCCCGGCUCGGCAGCUCCAUUUCCGUCACCGCGGGCAAGGUGUACCUGCAGCCGAAGAUGAGCUUGUUGGAGUCUAUCAACUUGGGCAGCAGCCUCUCCGUCCGCGGAAACUGGGUGCGGUUGGCGGGUAACUUGAGUGUGCUCGACUACGUGCAGUGCGGCUCGGCGCUCAGCCUGCGCGCCGCUACCCGUCUGGGAUCCACCAUGUCGGCGAACGCUAGAACCGUCUUCGGUCACACGCUGUCCACCUUGGAUCAAGCGAACUUCGGAAGUUGUCUGUCGCUCCGCGCCUUCACUCGCCUGGGCUCCGCACUCUCCGUGGUUUCGAAGACGAAUUUAUGUAUGAGCUACUCCGUGCUGGACAAAGUCAGCCUCGGGUCGUCCAUCUCCGUGAGGUCGCAGGCGCGGUUGGGCAGCAUCUGUUCGUGCUUCAACUUCGCGUCCUUCGGUUCCGCGUUGAGCGUGCGCGAGUUUGCUCGUCUCGGCUCGCGGGUUUCCGUCGUGAAGAAAGCGCAGCUGGGCUGGACGCUGUCCGCUCUGAACAACGUCCACUUGGGUUCCAGCAUGUCGCUCCGCAGUGUGGUCCGCACCGGUGACUCGAUUUCGGUGUUGACCACCUCGCAGUUCGGCUCUUCGAUGUCUCUGCGCGCGUUUGCGCGACUUGGAAGCUCGUUAUCCAUCUGCGGUCCUCAGGGACGCCUGCACGGACAGCUCUCGGUCCUGGACCAGGUGCUGCUCGGGUCGUCUUUAUCCGUCCGGUCCACCGUGAGGCUUGGAUCGGGACUCUCCACGCUCGCGUUCUCGCACUGCGGCUCGUCGCUUUCCAUGCGCGCGUACGCCAGGAUUGGUUCCGCCAUGAGCUUGAACCAGUGCGCACGGUUAGGUGCCAGCAUGUCGGUAUUGGAUCAGCUGCAACUGGGCUCUACCUUUAGUCUGCGCAGCUGCGGCCGUUCGGGAUCCGCCAUGUCCGUGCUGAACUACGUCACGCUUGGGUCCGCUUUAUCGAUGCGGUCCUUCGCGCGUUGUGGAAGUGCGUUCAGCCUGCACGCACCGAGCGCGACUUCGAAGAUGGCGGGCUCGUGCUCUUUAUUGAACUUCGCAAGUUUGUCGAGCAGCGUGUCCUUGCGCAACAUGGCGCGGUGCGGCGGACAGUGCAGCGUGUUGAACUGCGCCAACUUGGGAUCCAGUCUCUCGCUGCGAACAAGCGCCAGGUUAGGUUCCACGCUGUCCGCGCUGGACUUCUUCCUGUUGGGAAGCACGGUGUCCAUCCGCACGACCGCGAGACUAGGGUCUUCCAUGUCCCUGUUCGGCAAGAUUCGCACGGGCUCGACUUUGUCCAUGCUAGAUCGGGCGUGCUGCGGCAGUUCUCUGUCGUUGCGGAACUUCGUGCGGAUCGGGAGCAGUUUGUCGCUGAGCGGAAAACACGUGCGCAUCUCCUCGCAGGUUUCCGUGCUGGACCAGGCGGAAUUCGCUUCGUCGCUGUCGUUGCGCAGCUUCUGCAAGAUCGGCAGUUCCUUGUCGAUUGGGGAGUACUUGACCGUUGGCUCUUCCCUUUCCCUCCGCUGCUUCGCUCGCGUUGGUUCCAGCCUCUCCGUUGGUGCCGGCUUCGCGCGAAUCAGUGGAGCGUUGUCCAUCAUGAACGCGGUCCACCUGGCGUCGACGCUCUCGAUGCGCUCGCACUUGAGAAGUCAGGGCAGCAUCUCCACGCUGGACUUCGCGACUUUGUCUAGCAGCAUGUCUCUCCGGACCCACGCGCGGUUUGGCGCCAACGUGUCUGUCGUGGACUUUGUGCAGAUCGGCUCCAGUCUGUCCCUGCGCAACUUCUGCCGCAUCGGGUCGUCUUUGUCUGCGGCCGGGAACAUGCAGUGUGGCGGCACUAUGAGUGUGCUCUACCAGAUGGAGGUGGGAAGCAGUUUAUCCCUUAGAUCCCUGGCCCGCAUGAGCGGACGUGCGAGCGUUUUGGAUUACUUGAACCUCGGUUCCUCCUGCUCGCUGCGCACCACCGCCCGGUUCGGCAGCCAACUGUCCGUGCUGGAUUACCUGAACGUCGGAUCCUCGCUAUCCUUGCGGUCGUACCUGCGCGUCAGCAGCUCUUUCAGCAUCCUGGGCGACGCCAAAGUCGGCAUUUCCUGCAGUGUCAUGGACUACUGCGCGCUCGCGAGCUCCUGCUCGCUGCGUGCCUACUCGCGGCUAGGUGCGGAGAUCUCCGUGCUGUCCUUCGGAUUCAUGGGCUCCAGCUUGUCCAUCCGCAGCUUCGCGCGGUUAGGCAGCUCGAUCUCCUUGGGCCCCGAUGCGUCGGCGCGCCUCGGCACGCAAGCCAGCGUGUUUGGGGAACUGGACGUCGGGUCGUCGCUCAGCAUCCGGGCGUUGUCUCGCAUGGGUUCUCGCUGCAGUGUACUGGACUUCUGCACCAUGGCGUCCAGUGUCUCGCUGAGGCAGUUCAUCCGCAUCGGCUCCAGCAUCUCGAUGUACGGUGCCAUGCGGUGCGGGUCCGGUUGCAGUUUGUUGCACACCGCGCAGGUCGGCAGCAGUUACAGCAUCCGGAACUUCUUGCGCGUUGGGUCCUCCGUCUCCUGCCUGAGCAGCGUGCGUGCGGGCGGCUCGCUGUCCCUGCUCAGCUUCGUCGGCAUGAGUUCCGCGUUAUCUAUUCGCGCAUUCUCGCGGUUCGGAACGGAAAUGUCCGUUUUGGACUCUAUCAGCCUCGGAUCCGGCAUCUCGCUGCGCACCUUCCUGCGUGCCGGCAGUGCCUGCUCGAUCGCGCAGCGCCUGCGUGCAGGAGCGGAAAUGAGCGUCCUGGACUUCUUCCAACUGGGUUCCACCUUCUCUUGUCGCGCCAUCGCGUCGUUCGGCUCCUCGAUGUCGCUGUUUGGCCGCGUCAGGAUGGGAAGCAGUUUGAGCGCAUUGGGCUUGGCUAGCAUGGCCAGCUCCCUCUCUCUCCGAGGGUAUGCCCGUAUGGGCAGCUGCCUCUCCGUGUUCUCCCACAUGGACGGAGGCGGCGCUUUGUCCAUUCUGAACUGCGCACAGUUUGGCAGCUCCAUGUCGCUGCGUGCGUACACACGUCUCGGAUCCGGACUGUCCCUGUUCUCCAACUCGCAACUCGGCGGCUCGCUGUCUGCGCUGGAGGCCACGGCGAUCGGUUCCAGUUUGUCGCUGCGUUCCUUCGCCCGAUUUGGCUCGACCGUCUCCUUCUUCGGAUGGUGCCGGCUGUCGAACCAGAUGUCCGCCCUCGCGGCGGUGACGGUCGGAAGCUCAAUGUCGCUGCGCAGCUACGCGCGCAUCGGCAGCUCCUUCUCCAUCAAGUCGCGGGUGCGCUCCGGCUUGGGCGGGCUGUCGAUGAUGGACUUCAUGGUCUUGGGUUCAGCCAUCUCGGUCCGCGGGCUCGCUCGACUGGGAUCCGCGUUGUCCGUCAAGGGCCAGAUCCGGUUUGGCGACGAGUUCUCACUGAAAGAGUUCUUCAACCUGAGCAGCGCCUUGAGUCUUCGCGGGUUCAUGCGGAUGGGAAGCUCGUUGUCGACCUUCUCGUGCGGUCGGUUCGGCAGUUCGCUGUCUGUCCUAGCCCACGUGGCGCUCGGGAGCUCGCUCUCUAUCCGUGCGUACUGCCGGGUCGGCAGCUCGAUGAGCUUCUUCGGACACUCGCGGUGCGGUUGCAGCAUUUCUCUCCUCGACGCGGGUCAGGUCGGAUCGGGAUUGUCGAUCCGCACGCUUUCCAGAUUCGGUUCGCAGUGCUCGAUGUUCGACUUUUUGAAUGCCGGGAGCACUUUGUCCGUGCGCGCUGUCUCCCGCCUGGGUUCCGGGCUCUCCGCGUUCUCGAGUCUACGCCUCGGUUCGUGCAUGUCGGCGUUGAACUUUGCCUCGCUCGGCUCCAGCAUCUCCGUGCGCAGCUUCACGCGCAUUGGAUCGGCUCUGUCCGUUACGGGAAGUGUGAUGUUGGGCUCGGUGCAGUUCAUGUCCGUCGUGGGCAUGGCAGCCAUGGGCUCCGCGUUGUCGAUUCGCGGCAUGUCCCGGUUCGGGUCCACGACCUCCGUGUUCGACGUUUUGUCCCUCGGCUCCGCGUUGUCCGUGCGUGGGUUCGUCCGUAUGGGCUCCACGAUCAGCGUCGGGUCCAAGGCGAACUUGCACGACGUGACCGUGUCGCAGUACCUAACCGUGGCCAACUACGCCAGACUCGGACAGCGUCUCUCCGUGUUCGACCACUUAUCUCUCGGAUCCUCCAUCUCCAUGCGGCAAUACGGAAAACUGUCCGGCGCGUUGAGUGUGCUUGACUACGUCAGCUACGGUUCGUCGUUCUCGAUGCGGGCGUUCGCGCGCAUGGGCAGCAGUUUAUCUCUUGCCGGUGCGAUGGCGGUGCUGCAGAGUCCGCUCUCGAUUCUGCAACAGGUGUCGCUCGGAAGCAGCCUGUCGGUUCGAGGGUUUGUUCGGUUCGGCUCGAAGUUCUCCGUGCUGGAUGCUAUCAACCUGGGUUCCGCGCUUUCUCUCCGCAACUACGCCCGUGUCGGCUCUGGGUGCAGUGUGGCCGGUUUGGCGUUCCUCGGAAGCACGCACAGCAUCUCUGUAUUGGACGCCAUGUCCAUCGGGAGCACCUUGAGUUUGCGCAGCUUCGCGCGGUUCGGCGGCUCGAUGUCGGUUUUGGACUACGUGACCAUGGGCUCCGCUCUCUCCUUGCGUGGGGCGGCAAGACUGGGCAGCUCGUUGAGCGCCUUCGGUGGCGGCUUCGCGCGUAUCGGAUGCAGCGUCUCCGUCGCGGACUACUUCUCCUUGGGGUCCAGCUGUUCGCUGCGCGCGUCUGGUCGGUGCGGCUCCGCCCUGUCCAUUCUCGGCUUCGUCAGCAUGGGUUCGGCGCUGUCCGUCCGGCAGUACACGCGGUUUGGCUCGGCGAUUUCCGUCAUGGCGUUGUCCGGUUGCCGCUUCUCGCUGCUCGACCAAACGCACCUGGCCAGCUCGCUGUCUGUGCGCGCUCACGUGCGCAUGGGUAGCCAGAUGAGCGUGCUCGAGUUCUCCAACAUCGGCGGAGCGUUGUCCGUGCGCAGCACGGGUCGCUGCGGGUCCAACCUUUCGGUCCUGGACUUCGCGUCCUUCGGCUCCGGAAUGAGCCUCCGCGCCCGCGCCACCUGCGGCUCCAUGGCGUCCGUGCUGGACUUCGCCAUGUUUGGCUCCAGUCUCUCAAUUCGCCAGUGCGCUCGCUUCGGCAGCGCCUUCAGCGUGCACGGCAAGUUCGCGCUCGGCAGCUGUCUGAAGCUCUCGGUGAUCGGUACGGCAAUGCUGGGAAGCUCGUGCUCGCUCCGGCAGUGCGCGCGGAUCGGGUCCAUGGUCUCCAUCCUCAGCUACGUGCACCUGGGCUCCACGUGCUCUCUCCGUUCAGUCGCUCGCAUCGGGUCCGCCGUGUCCUCCUUCGGCAGCGCGCGGAUUGCGGCCAGCCUGUCGGUUUUGAGUCAAGUUUCCUUCGGUUCGGCGCUUUCCGUGCGCGGAAUGUCUCGCUGCGGCAGCUCGAUGUCCGUGGUGGACUUCCUGAACCUGGGCAGCGCGCUCUCCCUUCGCACGUACGCGCGUAUCGGAAGCGGGUUGAGCGUGCACGGCCUGUUCAAGGUCGGCAGCGCGCUUGCGAUUUCCGUGAUCGACUUUGCGCACUGCGGAAGCUCGGUCAGCUUGCGCUCGUACUCGAACCUCGGCUCUUCUUGCAGCGUCCUCGACAUGGCCUCCCUUGGCUCGGCGGUGUCGGUCCGCGCGUUUAUUCGGUUCGGCUCGUCGUUCUCCGUCCAGGGAGCGCACGCAAGACUUACCGGCUUGUUCUCCGUGAUGAGCCAAGUACAUUUAGGAUCCGCUUUAUCCAUGCGGUCCUUCGCUCGCGUCGGGUCCGCGGUGUCCGUGUUGGACUACACCAACAUGGGGUCCGCGCUGUCGCUGAGAGCAUACGGGCGACUCGGGUCCUCCCUGUCGCUGACCGCCGGCUUACGAGUGGGCAUGAGCGCCUCCGUGAUGGACUUCAUGCUGCUUGGCAGUUCACUAUCGGUUCGCGGUCUGGGCCGGCUAGGGUCUUCCCUUUCCGUGCUCGAUUUCUUGAACCUCGGCUCCAGCAUCAGUCUGCGCAGCAUGGCCCGGCUCGGAAGCUACCUGUCGGUGCACGGCGACGUGGACAUGUUCGGUACCAGUGCGGGUCUCAGCAUCUACCCGCGCGCCAGGUUCGGAACGCAGAUGUCCGUCUUUGACUACCUGCAGUGCGGCAGUUCCAUCUCCAUCCGCAACCAGGCACGGUUAGGUAGCUCGCUCUCCGUGAUGGGUAAGACCUACCUCGGUUCCGUGAACCGCAUGUCGGUGAUCGGCCAGAUGCACCUCGGCAGCAGCUUCUCGCUGCGUUCGUUCGCCAAGUUCGGAAAGAGCUUGAGCAUCCUGGAUUUAGUCACUCUCGGUAGCGCCGUUUCCUUGCGUUCCUUCGCUCGUUGCGGCAGCGCGAUGUCCUCGCUGGACUUUGCCACCUUCGGGUCCGCCGUGUCGGUCCGGAACUUCGUCCGCAUCGGUAGCGCGAUGAGCGUCGCGUGCUCGGCCAGGAUUAGUAGCAUGGUCUCCGUCCUGGAUGCCGUGUCUUGCGGAAGCUCGCUCUCCGUGCGCUCCACUACGAGAUUUGGCGAAAGAUUAUCGGUGCUGGACUUCGUGAACGUCGCGUCCAGUGUGUCGAUCCGGCAAUUCGCAAGAGUCGGGUCCGGUCUCAGCGUGCACGGCCGUACGGCGGUCGGCUCCGUGUACCGGCUGUCGAUCAUCGGCGCCACGCUCGCGGCGAGCACCAUGAGUGUGCGUUCCUUCACGCGCAUGGGCGAGUCUGCGAGCGUGUUGGACUUCUUGAAUCUCGGCAGCUCGCUGUCCACACGCGCCUGCGUCCGGCUGGGCAGCGGCAUGUCGCUGUUCAACAAAAUGCGUGUCGGCGCGGACGCGAGUGUUCUCGGGCAGAUUCACUGCGGUAGCACAGUUUCCCUCCGCGGGUUCACGCGGUUUUCCAAGUCGAUCUCGGUGCUGGACUUCACGACGCUCGCCUCGGGCCUCUCUGUGCGCAACUGGAUUCGUGCGGGCUCGGCGAUGUCUGCCUUCGGGCAGGCCCGGGUGGGCGGCCGCUGCUCCGUGCUGGAGUACCUGAUGCUGGGCAGCUCGCUGAGCGUCCGGUCCUUCGCCAACUUCGGGUCUGCGAUGUCGGUGUUCGAUUUCUUGAACCUCGGAUCCUCGAUCUCGGUGCGCAUGAGCGGUGCGCUGGGCGGGCGACUCUCCGUGACAAACUUCGCGGUCUUCGGUAGCGCGGUGUCUGUCAGAAGUUUCACGCGCAUCGGCGAGCGCCAGUCCGUGCUGGACUUCAUGACCAUCGGGUCCGCCUUGUCGAUCCGCUCCUACAUGCGGUGCGGCUCCGGCGUCUCCGUGCACGGCAUCGCCAAGAUUGGUUCCGCGUUCGCGGUCUCCAUGGUGGACUACCUGCACUUGGGCUCGACCAUCUCCGUCCGCUCGUACGCGCGCGUCGGCAGUCGGAUGUCCAUCUUCGAUUUCCUGAACAUGGGCAGCUCGUUAUCUCUUCGGGCGGCCACGCGAAUCGGCUCCACGUGCAGCAUCGCGGGCGCCUUGUUGAACAGUAUGGCGGGUGCACUGUCGAUUAUGGACUACCUCAGUCUGGGUUCGACUUUAUCGUUGCGUUCCGCAACGCGGGUCGGGUCCGCCACCUCGGUGCUAGCGUUCGUGCACCUCGGGUCCUCGCUGUCGCUCCGGGGGGUUGCCCGUUGCGGAUCUUCCCUUUCAGUUGCGGGCAGCUACGCUCGGAUUGGUAAGGAGCUCUCUGCGCUUGACAGCGUGAACCUCGGGUCCAGCUUCUCGGUGCGCAGCCACGUGCGGUUGGGAAGCAGGAUGAGCUUGUCGGACAUGGUGACUUUAGGCAGCUCGAUUUCCCUGCGAAACUUCGUGCGCGUCGGGUCCGCUUGCUCGGUGCUCGGCUUGACGAAGGUGGGCAGCUGCUUGAACCUCUCCGUCAUCGACCAGUGCGAGAUCGGCAGCUCGGUGUCCGUCCGGCAGUUUGUCCGUCUCGGCAGCAAGAUCUCGAUUCUCAACUUCGCGCAGAUCGGAAGUGGGAUGAGCGUCCGUGCCUGCGCCCGUUGUGGAAGCGGCAUGAGCAUCCACGGCCUGUUGCGCACGGGGUCCGUGUACGCCGCCAGUCUGCUCGGCUUCGCCACGCUCGGCUCGUCCCUGAGUGUCCGCGCGUUCGCGGAAGUCGGCAGUCGGGUUUCGAUCCUGGACUUCCUGAACAUGGGAAGCAGCAUGUCCGUCCGCCAGUUCGCCAGAGUUGGCAGCGGCUUGAGCCUGCAGGGCGCCUGCAAGAUUUCGGAGUCCGUGUCCGUGCUGAAGUGGCUGCACUUGGGAAGUUCGCUGUCCAUGCGCAGUUGCGGCAGCUUCGGCAGCCAGUUGUCCGUUUUGGACGCGGUGGUGCUCGGGUCGUCGCUCAGUCUCCGCAACUACAUCCGCCUCGGAUCGUCGAUGAGCGUGUUUGGCAAAGACCUCCGCAUGGGCGGACGCACAAGCGUCCUGAGCUUCCUCCACCUGGGCAGCUCUCUUUCGGUGCGCGCUUCCGUCAAGAUGGGAUCGGCGUUGUCGCUUCUGGACUUCACGAACACCGGGUCAAGCUUAAGUCUUCGCGCAGUGGCUCGCCUGGGGUCCAGCGUGUCCCUGUUCGGACUCUUUGCGUGCGGCUCCACCAUGACCAUGUCCGUGAUUCAGUCGGUCGCGCUCGGUAGCGCUUUAUCCCUCCGCAGCGCGUCUCGUCUUGGGUCCGAGAUGUCCAUCCUCAACUUCGCCGGCCUCGGAAGCAGUUUGUCCGUGCGCUCCUACGCCCGCGCGGGCAGCAAGGUCUCGGUUUUGGACUUCUUCAACUUGGGAUCUUCGCUUUCCGUUCGCAGCGUCGUGCGUGUCGGUUCUUCGCUGAGCGUGCUCGGGGCCUCGAAGGUCGGGUCCGUUUUAGGUGUGUCCGUGAUCCAGUUUGUCCAGAUGGGAAGCAGCCUGUCCUGCCGCUCGUUCACGCGGUUCGGCGGGAAGACCUCAGUCUUCGACUUCAUGAACAUGGGCAGCGCGCUCAGCGUGCGUGCGAUGACUCGACUGGGCAGCGGGGUCUCGGUCCACGGAUUGGCCGCCUUCGGCUCCGUCUGCAAGACCUCGUUGCUGGAUCGCCUGUGCCUCGGGAGCUCGCUUUCCGUCCGGUCCUUUGCGCGGUUCGCCAGCGGCACCACCCUGCUGGACAUGUUCACCCUGGGCAGCUCGUUGUCCUUGCGGUGCGUGGCACGCAUCGGCUCGUCUUUAUCCGUCAAGGACAGUACCCGGAUGGGAGCGGCACUCUCCGUCCUCUCCCACGUGGAACUCGGAAGCUCCUUGUCCCUGCGGUUGGCGUUCAAGGCCGGCAACUGUUUGUCUGUGCUGGAAUACGUGAACAUCGGCAGUUCCGUCAGCUUGCGGUCCACGGUGCGCCUUGGAAGCUCGUUAUCUACGCUCAACUUCGUGAACCUGGGAUCGAGCUUGUCCCUGCGCGGUUACGCCCGCGUCGGGUCCACUAUGUCCGUUCUCGCCGAUAUGCGAGCGGGUGCGCAGCUCUCCGUGCUGGGCUCGGUGGCCGUCGGGUCGUCCAUGUCGAUCCGCACCUUCACGCGAUUGGGUGCGCAGGUCUCCGUCCUGGACUACGUCACGCUCGGCAGCAGCAUGAGUGUGCGGUCGACUGUCAGCUUCGGCAGCAAGUUCUCGAUCCUGGACAUGGUUUCGCUCGGUUCCGCCCUUUCCGUUCGCCAAUACGUGCGUCUCGGGUCCUCGUUCUCGGUGAACCAGCAGUCGCGGUUCGGAAAUGACGUGUCGGUGCUGGCGCAGAUCGCUUGCGGAAGCAGCUUAUCUCUGCGAUCUUUGAGCAGAAUCGGUUCCAUGCUGAGUGUGCUGGACAGCAUGUCCUGCGGUUCCGCCAUCUCCCUCCGAGGCGGUUCCCGGUUCGGAAGCGCCCUCAGCGUUCUCGGAUUCGCCCUUGCGGGAUCGUCCGUGUCCAUGCGGACCUUCACGCGCCUGGGCAGUUCUUUCUCCGUGAUGGGUCUGACGCAGGUUGGUUCCAUGAAGAAGCUAUCUAUCGUGGGUGCGACGCACAUCGGCUCUAGUCUGUCGAUCCGUUCCACAACGCGUUUCGGCUCGCAGUGCAGUAUCCUCAACUACACGGCCUUUGGGUCCUCGUUGUCGCUGCGCAACUACGCCCGAUUCGGCAGCGCGCUUUCGAUCGCCAGCUGCACCGGAAAGAGCAACGUGAUUGGCGGUAGAGGCGGUUUAUCCGUGCUCGACGCGGUCCAUCUUGGCAGCAACGUGUCGGUCCGUGCGACCGCCCGGUUCGGCGGCAGCCUGAGCAUCCUGAACUUCUCCGACUGUGGUAGCAGUCUGUCCCUGCGCUCGUACGUCCGUGCGGGCUCCGGCUUCAGCGUUGCAGGACGGUGUGCCAUGGGCUCCGUCUACCGACUGUCGGUGAUCGAGAUGACGAACCUCGCAUCGACUUGCUCCGUUCGCGGGUUCGCGCGAAUGAGCAGCGUCAGCUCCGUGUUUGACCACCUGAUGAUGGGAUCCUCCCUCUCGGUCCGCGCUUUCGCUCGCAUCGGAUCUGGGCUUUCCCUGUUGCAGAGCGCGCGGGUCGGCGGCGGUUGCUCGGUCCUGGCGCAAACCACCCUCGGCAGCUCCAUGUCGCUGCGCAUGUUCACCAAGAUGGGCAAGACCUUGUCCGUUCUGGACGCCGUGUACAUGGGAUCCGCAUUGUCUGUGCGGGCCGUGGCGCGCUUAGGCUCCGGCUUCAGCGUCAACCGCGUGAGCAAGGAGGCUGUCGCGUCCUUCGGAGUCCGAUUGUCCGUGUUGGACAUGAUGUCGCUCGGCAGCAGUGUUUCAAUUCGCGCCAUGGCUGAGUUCGGAUCCAGGUGCUCCGUGUUGGACACGCUGAUUCUGGGCUCGUCGCUCAGUCUCCGCCAGUACUCGCGCGUAGGCUCCGGCUUCUCCGUCGCGGGUAUGUUCAACGUGGGCUCCGUGUGCCGCCUCUCCGUGAUCGGGUUGAGCAACUUCGGAAGCAGUUUGUCCGUCCGGUCGUUCGCCAAGUUCGGAAGCCAGGUAUCCGUGCUGGACUGCUUCCAUCUGGGCUCGUCCAUCUCCCUGCGCGCCUCCGCCAGGGUCUCCGACAACGUCAGCGUUUUGUCCUUCGUUUCCAUGGGCUCCACCAUCUCUGUGCGAUCGUCCGCUCGGUUCGGUUCCAACUGUAGCGUGUUGGACUUCAUGCAGAUGGGUAGCACGUUCAGCAUCCGCAGUGUGGCCCGCAUCGGCAGUUCGCUGUCCGUGAUGGGUGCGUCGCGAACGAUGGGUGGCUGCUCCGUGCUGGAUUGGGCGCUGUUCGGCUCUAGCUUCAGUGUGCGGUCCGUCGUCCGGUGCGGCAGCUCCCUGUCACACUUGGAGUUUGCGCACUGCGGUUCCGCUCUGUCGCUGCGUGCGUACGCGCGUCUCGGCAGCGCUGCAAGCGUGUGGAGCACGCUGCGUGCCGGCGAUCGCUUCUCGAUCCUCGGGAAUGUGUCGCUCGGCUCCGCCUUGUCGCUCCGCGGGGUUGCCCGUCUCGGUGGCGGCCUGUCGGUGCUCGACAACGUGGCGAUGGGAUCCGCGUUAUCCCUGCGCGCAACGGCUCGCUUCGGCAGCGCGAUGUCUCUCCUGGACUUCGCCGCGGUCGGCUCGUCCUUCAGCGUGCGACGGCAAGUGCGGGUGGGGAAGAGCUUCUCCGUGCUGAACUUCGGCCAGUGCGGUAGCUCGCUGAGCAUUCGGGCCGCUGCUCGCUGCGGCUCGUCCCUGUCCUGCAUGGGAUUGGCGCGUGUCGGUUCCGCGUACCAGAUGUCCGUGAUCCAGGAAAUGUCCCUGGGAUCGUCCAUGAGCGUGCGCAGCUUCGGACGCUUCGGUUCGGCCAUCAGCGUCUUCAGCUUCAUCACGGUUGGGUCCUCCUUGUCCCUGCGGGCCUACGCACGUUGCGGCUCGGCCUUGUCCAUCUUCAACGCCCCGGUCAAUGUCGGCGGGAAAUUUUCGCUGCUGGAUAUGUCCUCCGUCGGUAGCACGCUGUCCGUACGGGCCGCCAUCCGGGUUGGCUCCUCCAUGUCCGUGCUCGGGAGUAUCAAGAUGGGCGACUCAUUGUCGAUCCUUUCGCAGAUCCAUUUAGGUUCUGCCCUCAGCGUGCGGUGCAAGGUGCGGGCCAACGCCAACGUCUCCCUCCUUGACUACGCACAGUUCGGCAGCUCGCUCUCGAUUCGUGCGUCGGCGCGAUUCGGAAGUCGGUUGUCGACGCUGGACUUCAUGAGCAUGGGAAGCUCCUUCUCGAUGCGCAACUACUGCCGUGUCGGAUCAGCUUUGUCCGUGUUCGGUCUCACCGCCGUCGGGUCCUGCUUGCGGGCGAGCGUGAUUGACUUCAUGCAGUGCGGGUCUAGCAUGUCCACACGCAGCGUCUCCAGAUUGGGCAGCCGCGCUUCGCUACUGGACUACCUGGCGAUCGGCUCUUCACUCUCCAUUCGGUCGUUCCUCCGCUCCUCCUCCGCGUGCAGCAUCUGCGGCACCAGUCGAAUGGGCAUGGACCUGUCCGUCUUGGGCUUCUCGCACGCCGGCAGCAGUUUGUCGCUCCGCAGCACCGCCCGAUUUGCCUCGGCCAUGUCGGUUUUGAACUGCGUGACCCUGGGCUCGAGUCUCUCGAUGCGAUCGUACUCGCGGUGCGGCUCGGCUCUGGUCGUCAGCGGCCUGCUCAACAUGGGCAGUUGCAUGAAGGCCAGCGUGCUGCAAUGGUGCCACGUCGGGUCCUCCGUCUCGAUUCGCCAGUACAGCCGCAUUGCGGGUGACAUCAGCGUGCUGGACAUGUGUGCCUUGGGCAGCGGAUUGUCGAUGCGCAGCUACAUGCGCAUUGGCUCCAGCGUCUCCGUCCACGGUUUGCAGUGCGUCGGGUCGGUGUCCCGCAUGAGCGUCAUGGACUUCCUCGCCAUUGGUAGCUCCUUGUCGCUCCGCAGCCGCGGCUCGUGCGGGGACAGCCUGUCCGUUCUCAGCUACGUCGGCAUUGGAUCCUCGGUCAGCCUGCGGUCGUUCGCCCGUCUGUCCUCGAACCUGUCCGUCCUGGACUUCGUGACGCUAGGCUCCACCCUGUCGACGCGCAGCAUGGUGCGGUGCGGAUCGCGCAUGAGCAUCAUCGACCACUUUGCUUUGGGUUCCUCCCUGAGCUUGCGCACGGUCCUCCGCAUUGGCUCCGGCUUCAGCGUGUCGUGCGCUGACAACCUGGCCAACAAAAACGUGCUGCAGGGCAAGCUUUCCGUGUUGGACUACGUCAGUCUCGGCAGCUCGCUGUCGAUCCGGAACCAAGUGCGCUUUGGAACUUCGGCCAGCAUGCUCGGCUUCGCCAACCUGGGCUCCUCGCUGUCCGUGCGGUCCUACGUUCGGUUAGGGUCCGGAUGCAGCUUCAUGGGCUUGGCGCGCACGGGUUCGCUCUACGCGUUGUCCGUCGUUGCGCAAACCACUUUGGGCUCGAGCCUCUCGCUGCGCACGCACGCGCGGCUCGGCCAGAACGCCAGCGUGAUGGACUUCGUCAGCGUCGCUUCUUCACUCUCCCUGAGAUCUGCCGCCCGGGUCGGAAGCGGUCUCUCCGUGUGCGGCAAGACGCGCAUCAGCGACGCACUGUCCGUGAUGAUGCACACCACCCUCGGGUCUUCCUUGUCCAUCCGUGCGAUGACCAAGAUGUACGGCGGCACCUCGGUGCUGUGCUUCACGAACUUGGGCAGCUCGCUGAGCGUCCGCCAGGUGUCGCGCAUGGGCGGGCACUUGUCGCAGCUGAACUUCGCCAGCUUCGGCUCCGCAGUCUCCAUCCGCUCGUUCCUGCGGGUGGGUAGCUGUGUCAGCGUGUCCGGCACGCUGCAGUGCUCGUCGUGCUUCCGCUUGUCGGUGGAAGGCUUCUUGCACGUGGCGAGCAGCUUGUCCCUGCGUUCGUUCGCGCGCAUCGGGAGCAUGCUCUCCGUCCUGGACGGCAUGACGGUCGGUUCGGCCUUGUCGGUCCGCAACUACGCCAGAUUGGGCUCCGCCUGCAGUUUAACCGGCCGGAUGAUCGGUGGUGACAAGUGCUCGGUGCUGGGCUUCCUGCACUUGGGCUCCUCCAUGUCGAUUCGCGCCAUGUCGCGGUCGGGAUCCAUGCUGAGCGUCUUCAACCUGGUGAACCUGGGCAGCUCGAUCAGUAUGCGGUCGUACAUGCGGUGCGGCAGCAGUCUGUCCGUUCGCGGGGACCGCGUCCGCAUUGCCGGCAAGACGUCCAUCAUGCAAGAAAUCGCGAUUGGAAGCUCUUUGUCGGUCCGAUCCAUCGCGCAACUCGGCUCGAAGAUGUCGACGCUCGACUUCCUCAGUUUAGGAUCCUCGAUGUCGAUCCGCUGCUUCGGUCGGUUCGGCGAGUCGGUGUCGAUGUUCCACUUCCUGAACGUGGGUUCCACGGUGUCGUUGCGCAGCUACUCGCGCAUGUCGAGUUCGAUGUCGGUUUUGGACUUCGUCACACUCGGCUCCGCCCUGUCCGUCCGCAACUUCGUGCGCAUCGGCAGCGGCAUGAGCGUGAAGGGCCAGUUCAACUGCGGCUCCUGCAUGAAGCAAUCCGUCAUCCAGUGGGCCAUCAUGGGCAGUUCGUUAUCUGUUCGGUCCACGGCUCGCUUCGGAAAGACGUUGUCCGUGCUGGACUUCACCACCGUCGGCAGUUCGCUGUCCAUGCGUGCGGUCGCGCGGUUGGGUAGCUCGGUUUCCGUGGGACAACUCGCGCGUCUGGCGGGUUCCAUCUCCGUGGCCUGGUGUGCGCACAUCGGAAGUGCGAUUUCGGUGCGCACGCAGGUGCGCUUGGGAUCGCGCAUGUCGAUCUUCGACUUCUUGAACUUGGGUAGCAGCGUGUCCAUCCGGGCGAUGGCCCGCGUCGGCAGCUCGGUCUCGAUCCUCGGUCGCAUUCGGGCCGGCUUGGGUGCUUCGGUGCUGGACUUCUGCAACCUCGGAAGCUCUAUGUCGUGCCGCUGCACCGCGCGUUUGGGCUCCGCCGUGUCGAUCCUGAUGAUGUCGCAGAUUGGCUCCUCGUUCUCCGUCCGCAGCUUCGUCCGCGUCGGGUCGAACCUAUCUGCGCUGGGCAUGGCGGCCACCGGCAGCUGCUUGCGGCUGAGCGUCAUCCAGCAGUGCCACCUGGGCAGCUCGCUGUCGCUGCGAAGCUUUGCCCGCCUCGGCUCGUCGCUUUCGGUCCUCGACGCGGCCAGCCUCGGCAGCAGCCUGUCGCUGCGGCAGUUCACGCGCCUCGGCUCCGGAUGCAGCAUCUUCGGCCAGUCCACGCAGCGCAUGGACGUCGGUGCGUCGUUCUCCAUUCUGGGUGCGAUGCAGAUCGGUAGCAGCUACUCGAUGCGGUCGAUCGCUCGCUUCGGCAGCAGCAUGUCCAUCUUGUCCUUCGUGCACCUCGGGUCGUCCCUGUCCGCCCGUACCUACGUGCGCCUGGGCUCGUCCGCGUCCGUCGUCAAGGCCGCGCAGUUUGGCAGCAAGAUGUCGGUGUUGAGCUUUCUGCACCUCGGAUCCAGUGUGAGCAUGCGCGGUUACGCCCGAUGCGGGAGCGCGAUCAGCGCGUUGUCGUACACGCAGCUGGGAUCCGCGUUGAGUAUCCGUCAGUUCUCGCGCUUUGGCAGUUCCGUCUCCGUGCACGGCCUGGUCAAUACGGGCUCGGUCUUGCGGUCCAGCGUCAUCGACUUUGUCAACAUGGCAAGUUCCGUCUCGUUGCGCAGCUUCGCUCGCAUGGGUUCCGCGCUGUCGACGCUCGACAUGAUUGCCGUGGGCUCUUGCUUGUCCGUCCGCGGGUUCUCGCGCGUGGGCUCCUCGCUGUCCGUCACGGGUCGCGCCCGCGUGGGUGACAACAUGUCCGUUUUAGCUUUCGUCAACCUGGGCUCCAGCCUCUCGCUGCGCCGGUCCGCAAAACUCGGCACGACCUUGAGCAUCCUGAACUGCGUCAACCUGGGCAGCACCGUCUCGGUCCGCCAGUUCGUCAGAGUUGGUAGCGCCUGCAGCGUCCAUGGCUUGGGCGUUGCCGGUUCCAUGCUGAAGAUGUCCGUCAUGGACCUCGUCACGCUGGGAAGUUCCUUGUCCGUGCGGUCCUUCGUCCGGGCGGGUAAGGAUUUUUCGAUCCUCGAUUUCACGCUGCUCUCCUCGUCCCUCUCCGUGCGGCAAUUCGUCCGCAUCGGCAGCAGCGUGAGUGUCAAGGGAGAGGCGCGACUGGGGCAAAGCUUGUCCGUGCUCGCGUGCUGCCACCUCGGCUCUUCUGUCUCCCUUCGCGGCGUCUCGCGGCUGAGCAGCAACGUCUCCGUGCUGAACUUCGCCAAUCUCGGCUCCGCGCUGUCCCUGCGCGCGACCGCUCGCUGCGGCAGCGGCUUCAGCGUGUACGGGCGGCUUGGCGUCGGUAGCUGCAUGAAGUUGUCGAUCAUCAACUGGCAGACCAUGGGCAGCUCCGUCAGCAUGCGGUCCUUCACGCGCAUGGGAUCGAACGCCAGCGUCCUCGACUACGUCGCGGUCGGAUCGGCAAUUUCGCUGCGGCAGUUCGUCCGGCUCGGGUCCUCGUGCUCCGUCUUUGACAAGCUCACCGUGCAGGGCUCCUUCUCCGCCUUGGACGCGGUCUCGCUCGGCUCGUCCAUCUCGAUCCGGGCCGUGAUGCGUCUCGGCUCCAAGAUGUCGGUGCUGGACAGCAUCACUUUGGGCAGCAGUGUCUCCCUCCGGGCCUUCACGCGACUGGGAAGUUCUAUGAGUGUCUGCGGCCCGAACGUACGUCUCGGUUGCCGCGCGUCAAUACUGGAUUGCCUCACGUUAGGAUCUAGUUUGUCCGUGCGGGGGUCUUUUGUCCGCGCGGCGGCAAACGUGUCCGUGAUGGAAUUCGUGCACAUCGGCAGUUCGAUGUCGCUCCGCUCGUUCGCGCAGUUCGGAUCGCACGUGUCCAUCCUCGACUCGAUCUCGUUCGGAAGCUCGCUUUCCCUGCGCAGCAUGGCGCGGUCCGGGAACGCGUUGUCGGUGAUGGACUACGUCCAACUGGGUUCGGCCAUGAGCGUGCGCGCCUUUGUCCGGCUCGGUAGCACCAUGAGCGUCUUCGGCAGCACGGUUGUGGGCUCCGUCAAGAGCUGCAGUAUCAUCAACUUCACCAUGGUCGGAAGCUCGUUGAGCGUCCGCAGUGCGGUCCGACUGGGCACCAGCAUGUCCGUGAUGCAGUUCGCGCACCUCGGCAGCACUAUGUCGCUCCGCGGCUUCACCCGCAGCGGCAGCUGCAUGUCCAUUCUGGACGCGGUGGGUCUCGGCAGCGCGCUCUCGGUCCGCAGCUUCGUGCGGUUCGGAAGCGGUUUGUCGGUUGCAGGGGGGAAAGUUGCGCUCGGAAUUGGCGGCGAAAACCGGUGCAGCAUCGGGGCCAACACGGAGCUGGGACAACGCCUCUCCGUGUACUCGCAGCUCAACGUCGGCUCCACACUCUCCCUGCGCAGCUUCGCACGUCUCGGCGGACAGGUCUCCGUACUCGACUUCGCCAGUUGCGGCAGCGCGUUGUCGCUCCGCGGCUUCAGCCGCGUGGGCAGUGGAGUGUCGUUGUUUGGAAACCUGCAGACUAGCUGUGGCAACCGGUUGUCCGUCCUGGACUUCCUGAACCUGGCUUCGUCCUGCUCGCUCCGCAGCUUCACCGCCAUGGGUUCACGCAUGUCGGCGCUGGAUUACUUGACGCUCGGCAGCUCGCUGUCCGUGCGCUCCGUGUCCCGACUGGGCAGCUCCCUGUCCGUCAAGGGCCGGCUGCGCGUGUCCGAACACUGCAGUGUUCUCGACUACCUGCAUAUUGGUAGCUCCGUCUCGCUGCGGGCCACCAGCGCCUUGGGCGGCAUGAUGUCGGUGGUGCAGUUCGUCAAUUUGGGCUCUUCUCUCUCACUACGGCGAAAAUCCCAGAUCGGCAGCUGUCUCUCAGUGCUGAACUUUGUCAGCGUCGGGUCCUCUUUAUCCGUCCGUACGGCCGUGCGGCUGGGAAGCGGGCUCUCCGUGAUGGGCAUCUCGCGCCUGGGCUCGUUAUGCAACUGCUCGGUGAUCAACUACGUGCACGUUUCCAGCUCCGUUUCUCUCCGCAGCUUCGCUCGGUGCGGUUCGGCACUGUCCGUGAUGGACUUCGCAUUAUUCGGCUCCGCCGUGUCCAUCCGUGCGGUCGCGCGAUUCGGCAGCAGCCUAUCCACGUUCGGCCCGGGUAAGUUCGGUGGCCAGUGCAGCAUCCUCGGCUUCGCGGUGUUGGGAAGCUCCCUGUCUGUCCGUGGGAAGUAUGGCCGUUUCGGGGAACGUGUGUCCGUGCUGGACUUCCUGAACCUCGGCAGCAGUCUAUCGAUCCGCAACUACGUGCGUGCAGGGUCCAGUUGCUCGCUGAUGGGUCUGGCGCGUGUCGGCUCGGCGUUCAAGUGCUCCGUGAUUCAGUGCGCGUCGUUGGGAAGCUCAUUGUCCGUCCGCAGCUACGUCCGCAUCGGUUCCUACGCGUCCGUUUUAGACUACGUGAACCUGGGUUCUGCUCUGUCGCUGCGCCAGUUCGCUCGGUUGAGCUCCGGCAUCAGCGUGUCCGGAAGCAUGAAGGUGUGCGGCAACAUGAGUCUCGUCGGGCAACUGCAAGUCGGCUCGUCGCUGUCGCUGCGGUCAUUGGCUCGCUUCGGCGCCACCAUGUCGGUGCUCGACUCGGUCUGUCUCGGAAGUUCCGUGUCCGUCCGGUCCUUCCUGCGGGUGGGCAGCGGUUUGUCCGUGCACGGGUUCUCCGCGUUCGGCUCAUUGCAAAGGCUCUCGAUCGCACAGCAACUGGAGGUCGGCUCCUCCCUCUCCCUGCGGUCGUUCGCCCGCUUGAGCAGCAAGUGCAGUAUCCUGGACGCGGUCAUCUUCGGCUCCAGCAUGUCGCUGCGGAAUUUCGCCCGGUGCUCGUCGAGCAUGUCGGUGAUGGGAAAACUGCCGGUCGGAAAGAACGCGUCAGUUCUAGAACAAGUGCAUCUAGGUUCCACACUCUCCGUCAGGAACACACUAAGGUGCGGUUCCCGCGUGUCGAUCCUGGACUGCCUGAACCUCGGUUCGUCGGUGAGUCUCCGCGCCUUCGCCAGAAUCUCUAGCGGAAUGUCCGUGCUCGGGGAUGCGCAGGUCGGCCAGCACUGCAGCGUUCUCAGCUACGCCAACUUGGGGUCCUCCUUCUCCGUGCGCAGCAAGGUGAAGGUCGCCGGCCACAUGUCGCUGCUGUCCUUCGCCCACUUGGGUUCCUCCGUGAGCAUGCGAAACUUCGCGAAGGUGUGUGGGGCGGCCUCGGUGUUGUCCUAUGUGUACUUCGGGUCGUCUCUGUCCCUGCGCAACACCGCAAGAACAGGAGCCAACAUGUCGGUGCUGAACUUCGCCUGUCUGGGUAGCGCCUUGAGUUGCCGCACGUUCUCGCGGUUCGGCUCUGGUCUGUCCGUCAACGGCUUCGUCGCGUGCGGCUCCAUCUUCCAGACCUCGGUGAUUGGGUCCGUGACAAUUGGAAGUUCGCUGUCUCUCCGGUCCUUCGCGAAGCUUGGAAAGGACCUCUCCGUGCUCGACUCAGUUACCAUGGGCUCGGCGCUCUCGCUCCGCGGGCUCGCGCGGUGCUCUGGCACGGCAAGUGUACUGCAAUUCGUCGCAUUGGGUAGCGGUUUGUCCGUGCGCACGGCGAGCCGCUUCGGAUCCCGCAUGUCCGUCCUGGACUUCCUGGAUUUGGGCAGCAGCGUAUCGUUGCGCGGCCUGGUGCAAUCCCGAGGAAUGCUGUCCGUCUUGGACUGCGUUUCGUGCGGCAGCACUUUGUCCAUCCGCAGCUGCGGGCGGUUCGGCUCGGCCAUCUCGGCGCUGAACAUGUUCAACUGCGGCAGCACCUUGAGUCUCCGCGCGUACGUGCGCAUUGGCAGCUCCGCGUCCGUCCUGUCACACGGCCGGGUCGGUGGCCGCGCGUCGGUGCUCGACUUCUUGAAUUUGGGCAGCUCGAUGAGUAUCCGCGCCGCCGUGCAGCUCAGCAGCCGUUGCUCGGUGCUCAACCACUUCGCGUUGGGUUCCUCCAUGUCCGUGCGCCAGUAUUUGCGUGUCGGUAGCAGUGCCUCCGUGGUCGGAAAACUCCAGGUCGGAAAUCGGUGUUCGGUGCUGAACUUCACGACUUUAUCCUCCUCUCUCUCCGUGCGCAACAAGCAGCGCCUCGGCGACCGGGUGAGUGUGCUGGACUUCCUGAAUCUCGGCUCCCAGCUGUCCAUGCGCAACUUCGUCAAGUGUGGCGGCAACGCGUCGGUUCUGGACUUCGCGAUGCUCGGCUCCAGCUGCAGCAUCAGAAGUGUAUGCCGGUUCGGCUCGCGCGCGUCGAUCUUAGAUUGCCUGACUCUCGGAAGUUCCGUCUCCGUGCGGCAAUUUGCGCGGGUCGGCUCCGGCUUGUCCGCACACGGCUUAGGCUUUGUCGGCAGCUGCCUGAAGACGUCGGUGAUCGGCUACGCGCACCUGGGAUCCAGCCUGUCCGUGCGGUCCGCAGUCAAGGUCAGCAAAUUCGUCAGCGUGCUGACCUUUGCGCACCUCGGCUCUGCGGUCUCUGUCCGCUCCAUGGCGAGGGUUGGCUCGAGAAUCUCGGUGCUAGACUUUUUGGCGCUCGGUAGCUCGACGUCCCUACGCGGACUCGCUCGUGUCGGCUCCUACGCCUCCGUCCUGUCGUUCGCGACGCUCGGUUCGUCCAUGUCGCUGCGCAGCAUGGCGCGUUUAGGCGGUACCACUUCCGUCCUGGACUCCGUCAACCUGGGCAGCUCCCUCUCGAUCCGCAGCACGGCGCGGUUCGGCAGUGCGGUUUCGGUGCUGUGCUUCGCCAACUUGGGCAGCGCUUUGAGUAUCCGGUCCUACAUGCGGUUCGGAAGCAGUCUCAGCGUCCACGGCGUCCAGCAGGCCGGAUCGCUGCAGCGGACGAGCGUGAUGAACUUCGUCCACCUCGGGUCCUCCAUGUCGUUGCGAUCGCAGGCACGGUUCGCGGAACGCAUGUCGGUGCUGAACUUCGUGUGCAUGGCAUCGUGCGUGUCCGUCCGUGCGGUCGGCCGCUUCGGGUCCAGUCUCUCGGUGCUGUCCCAGGGCCGCAUGUCCGGCCAACUUUCUGUGCUGGAGCAGGUGCAUUUGGGAAGUUCGCUCAGCGUACGCAGGUCGUGCCGCGUGGCCGGCAACUUGUCGAUUCUGCAGUUCAGCCAAUGCGGUUCGUCCGUCUCCCUGCGGUCCAUGUGCCGUGUGGGUUCCGCGACGUCCGUGUUCUCGAAGACGACCUUAUUCGGCGCGAUGUCGGUGCUCGACGCGGUUCACUGCGGCUCUUCAUUGUCCCUGCGCAGCUACGCCAAGGCGGGAUCACGGAUGUCGGUAUUGGACAUGCUCUCCAUGGGCUCCUCGCUCAGCCUCCGUUCCUUCGGGCGCGUGGCUUCGAACAUCUCCAUCCUGGACGGCGCUUACCUCGGGUCCGCCCUCUCCCUGCGGAGUGCCGGCCGUUUAGGUAGCAACAUCUCGAUCCUGAAGUUUAUGGAGAUUGGCAGUUCGCUGUCUUUGCGUAACUUCGCGCGGUUCGGCUCCUCGAUCAGCGCGGUCGGCUUGACGCGCGUAUCGUCCGUUACCCAGGUGUCCAUCAUCCAGUUCACGCACCUCGGAUCCUCCAUCUCGCUGCGCAACUUCGGUUACCUCGGCGAGUCGUGCUCGAUUCUGAGCUUCGUCAACCUGGGCAGCUCGCUGAGCGUGCGCCGGGCCAUUCGGUCGUCGAAACAACUCUCGGUGACUGAUAGCGUCUCGCUCGGCAGCAGCCUGUCUUUACGCAGCACCGCGAGGCUUUCCUCGCGCUGUUCGAUCGUCGACUUCUUGACCAUCGGCAGCACGUUGAGUGUGCGCAACACUGGACGCAUCGGAAGCCGCGCCAGUAUCUUCAACAUGCUGAUGCUGGGCAGCUCGAUGUCCAUCCGGACGCACGCACGGUUUGGCGGAGCACUGUCGGUCAUCGACCUGGUCAACAUUGGUUCGGCCAUGUCUUUGCGAAGCUACAGCCGCCUCGGAUCCAGCGUUUCGGUGCGGGGCUUGGUGAACCUCGGCUCCGUGUCGAAGGUCAGUGUGCUCACGCAGUUGAACGUCGGCUCUGCCCUCUCGCUCCGCUCCAUGGGCAGAAUGGGUAUUACUUUGUUUGUUUUUCUUGUGAUGUAGCUUCUGGUUGUUCGCGGCAUAUUAAAUCUAUGUGCUUGCACUUUGAUUCAGGUUCUUCCGAUUCGAAAAAAUGGUGAGUGAAGAUGCUCCGCUCUCUGGUAAAUGUAAAAGCGAAUUAUUCAACCAAAAAAACCAAACAGGUGCCGUCGCGUCCGUGCUAGACUUCGUCCACUGCGGAUCCGCUCUCAGCGUUCGCGCUUGCGCGAGAUUCGGCUCUGGCGUCUCUGCACUCGGCAACUUUGUUGGCCUUGGUUCCGCAUCGGUGCUGCAGCAGGCUUGCCUCGGAUCGUCACUAUCGGUACUCGCUACUUUUUUUUUGAUUCAGUUUAUCUUCAUCUUCCGUGCCUCGACCGAACUUCAACUUUCCUCAACCAUCCUUAAGCAACAUGCUAGCAGCAAUCAGUAGGACACUGCAUGGGCAAAAAAACGAAACCACUUCCAAAAAUAAACCCACAGAUUCGCGGCGCGUUUAAAUGCGGAUCCAGAUGCAGCGUCCUCGACAUGAUGACGCUGGGCUCCUCAAUGUCCUUGCGCACUUACCUGCGCCUGGGCUCUGCCUUCUCGGUGCACUCCACAGGUACGUGUCUACAGAAACUGCUGAUUUUUGUCUGUGAUACGCUAUCAGUUUUCGGCUUCGCAAAUAAUGUCUCCUGAUGAAUUCAGAUUUCAAUUGCAAAAUGAUGAAAACCCAGAAAAACAAGCCAAUCCUAAAACCAAAUACAGGUACACUGUACAAGGCGCGGGUGAUGCGGGCUCUGUCUAUCGCAAACCGAACCAACAUCGGAUCGUCCCUCUCCGUCCGAGGCUUUGCUAGAGUCGGCGGCAGAGCAUCGGUAUAAUUGAUUUACUCCGUAAAUAACAAUAAGCCAAACGACGAUGAAGUCUUGAACUCGCUUCAAGAAGUUCGCAAGAAUACGUCUAUCGGCAUCACAUGGAUUCAUCCAAAUACCAAAACUUUUCAACACAGGUCGUUGACUUCUUGGCGCUCGGUAGCAGUGUUUCCCUCCGUGGUACUGGCAUGGUGUCAGGUGGUAAGUGCAGUGUGCUUGACUACGUGAAUAUCGGAUCCAGUUGCAGUCUGCGCAGCUACGCUCGUCUGGGCAAGACGCUCUCCGUUCUGGACUUCGUGCACAUGUCCUCGUCGCUUUCCGUGCGCAGCUUCACCCGCUGCGGCAGCUCUGUCAGUGUGCAUGGUCUGGCAGCCGUCGGAUCGUGCUCGAAACUGAGCGUUCUCGGCUCGGUCGUGUUAGGUAAGUGUUUGAUUUGAUGAUGAUGUUUCUGUUUUUCAUGAUAGUGCUGUUUGACAGUUUCUUUUUCGGAUCUCGAUCUAUGACUUUUCUUUGCAUGAGUCGAAAGGAGAACAAGUGGUGACACAACGAAGAUUUUUCACUGUCAUAAAACUCUACUCAUCACAGGCUCGACAUUGUCGCUGCGACACGGCAUGCGGGCCGCUUGCAAAAUGAGCGUGCUCCAGUUCGUGAACUUGGGCAGCUCGGUUUCCGUCCGUGCGGUCGCCAAGGUCGGCUCUCGUGCCAGCGUGUUAGACUUCCUGUCUUUGGGCAGCAACCUGUCUCUCCGAAGAGCGGUGCAGAUGACCGGGCACGCAUCGAUCUGCAGCUUCGCUAAUCUGGGUAUUGCUUUCUUGGGAUUUGUUUUCGAUUUUCACUCUUCAACUUCAUGACGAUGAUGCUAUUCAUUCCUUGCUUAAUAGAUUCUGGCUUGUUUCUACCUAGCUAUGGAGGUACUGGAUAAAAACCACAUUAUUGCUCCAAACUGACAGGUUCAAACCUCUCCCUGCGAAGUUUCGCACGCUUCGGUGGUAAACAUUCCGUUCUGGAUUGCCUGACACUGGGUUCGACGCUCAGUAUGCGCACCAUGACACGCCUCGCGCAGAACGUCUCUGUCCUGGACUACGCAAGCCUGGGCAGUGCGAUUAGCAUCCGCGGAUUCGCACGGCUGGGCUCGUCCCUGUCGACUGCCGGAAAUCUGAAUAUCGGAUCGGUAUUUUUCGCAUAAGUUUUUGUGUUUGGUUUUCCUGCUUGCUGAUAAAGGGCAAGUUUUCAACCAGUGUCAUGUGCUGCAUAAGUUAUACCCAAGAAGUAGAUGUCCAAAGUGAAGCUGAUCUACUACUCAAGCUCCUAUCUCCCAUUCCCAAAAAAUGCCACGACAGACCAUCUCGGGCCUGAAGAUUUCGGUGACCGCAACCAUGACCCUGGCGUCCAGCUUGUCGAUCCGUUCGUUCGCUCGCAUGGGCUCGCGCUGCAGCGUGCUGGACUUCGUGAACCUCGGUUCGGGAUUGUCCAUUCGGCAGUUCGCUCGCCUCGGAAGCGGGGCCAGCGUGAUGGGUAAGAGCACCUGCGGAAAGCUGAGCGUGUUGGAGGCCACGUGCCUGGGUUCCACGAUCAGUCUGCGCGGGACGGCGAAAUUUGGAAGCAACUUCUCGGUUUUGAACUUCAUCACCGCGGGCUCGUCCGUGUCCAUGAGAAGCUUCUUGCGACUAGGAUCCGGACUGAGUGUGAAGGGCAUCUGCACCACCAACGCUGCUAACGGCGGGCUGUCCCUUGUUGGCUCGCUGCAAGUCGGAUCCGCGCUUUCGCUCCGAUCCUUCGCAAGGUAUUUUUUUCGGCUAUUUGUGCAAGAACAUUAGCUGCAGUACUAAACCAAAAGUAAAGGGCUUUUUUGUAGCGUGUGUGGUGAUGUUGCUCUUUUUCUGAAUUACUUUUUCAAAAUUCACAAUACACAGGUUUGGAGGAACUACUUCGAUCCUGGAUAGCACCCAGUUGGGAAGUGCUUUGUCCGUCCGUGGACUAACUCGCUGCGGCAGCAGGCUAUCGGUAAAAAUAUCCUGCUGAAUUUUAGGAUUUUGUUGAAUGGUGCAGACAUUACGCCGCUUUCCGAAAAAUCAUCCUUGCUGACAUGUGUGCUAUUAUGGGCAACAAAUCGAUGAAUAACGACCAAAAAUCCUUUUUCCCAAAUAAAACAAAACAGGUGCUGAACUUCCUCCACUUGGGUAGUGCCGUUUCUACCCGAGCGAUGCUGCGCCUGGGAUCUACACUUUCCUGCUUGGGCUCCAUCCAGGCUACUGGCAGCUCCGUCAGCGUGAUGACAGCAAUGUCGCUAGGUAGCAGCAUGUCGCUGCGGUCCUUCAGUCGCAUUGGAAAGGCCGUGUCCGUCCUGGACUUCGUCGGCGUGGGGUCAGCGUGCUCCGUCCGCUCCUUCAAGCGCCUUGGAAGCAGUACAAAUGAAGAAUUCUUGUUUUAACUACCUAAGCGUUCAGAUUCUUCACGACAGUCAAGACAAUCCUAUAAGCGCCUUUCUUAGUUGGAUGCAAAACUACAGAAAAAAAAGAUCAUCCGCAUGAGAAAAAAAUAAAUCAAUUCUCAAAACGAUAGGUCUCUCUGUUGCUGGGUCCACCGUCCUGGGACAGUACACGUACAUCGUGAACAAGGGCAACUACAUCAAGUACGUGGGCGGCACGGACAAUGCUGUCAACACCGCAUACGCGUUCUACGCUCAGACCAGCGCAGUAGUAGGCUCGUGGGCUUCGACCAGGCGCAUGACGUUGCAGUACUGAAACUUUGGAUUUGUUUUGUUCGUUAAAAUCAGUUUUUCUUUUUCACCACCAGCUUUUGUAUGCGAGUUUGAUUCAUCCCAAUCUAAUCAAAUAUUCAUCACCUUACCUCAAAACAGCGCCGCUUCCAGUGGCACCAACAAUAUCUUGCACGGUAGCUGGGCUUCCGACUCAAGUAUCCCGGCAACGUCCGAUGUCCGACUGAAGAAGAACAUUCGUCCGCUGUACGAAAGCCUGCUCGACCAGAGCUCCGCGGCACAACAUGCAGGGUACUUGAAAUUUUUCUUGGUUUUUUUACUCCGGAUGGUCUAGCAGUAUUACGUUUUUUUUCCAAACAUCUUGGUUUCUUCAUUUCUUCUGAAACCAACAGCGCAAGAGUAAUAUCAAAUCCACGUUCCAUAUCGCUAUACAACAGGCUGAAAGCUUCGAGCAACAGCACUGCGCUUGUGACCACGGAUCAUGUCGCGGCAGGACAGCAGCAAACCGGUAAGGAUAUCGUUUCCAGCCUGUUCCGAAAAUUGAACCCGGUAAGCUUCCAACUGAAGCAGUCCGGGGAGUCGAAGCAACUCUAUUUCGGUUUCAUUGCGCAAGAGCUCGAGCAACUGUACCCGUCGCUCGUCGUGGAGUCUAACCGGGCCGACUACAAGGCCGUGAACUACCAGGACAUCAUCGCGAUCGUCACGCUGACCGUGCAGCAAGAAAUGGAGCGGCUCGACCUGGUCGAGUCCCGCGUUGCGGUGGUCGAAUCCGUGGCGGAAGAACACGCGGAAGUGUUGGAAGAGUCCGGAGACAAGAUCAAAUUGCUCGAGGAGGAGCUGCUUAGGCUCAAAAAGAGUAUUUUUUUGUUUCUUUGUGACGGAGUCUGAGAAGACGUUUUAUGAAUGCUGUUGAUAGUACACUAUCGUGAUUUCUGCUUGAUGCCCUGUCAACAAGCACCCCAAUGACGUCGUUGUAAAAAACUCUCGGAUCAUCAUGUUCAUCUCAACAAGCAAAAUGGAUAAUUUCUCAAUCUUCAACGCAGGUCACGAUGAGCGCAUGGCCCGUUGGAUAGAGGAUGGGCUGCUGGAUGAGUUCACGAUUGGGGCUGGAAAGAAUUCCACGACCGUCGUCGAUCACCUGCCGCUGCUGAAGCGGGAAAGGCAAGGUGAUGCGCAAAAGCAGCACGACCACGACAACUCGAUCUAUCAGUGAAAAAACAGAGUAGAAAAACGAAAAGAACGAACAAAUUCUGAAAAGAAAUAAAUGCACAGAAGAAAUAGGAAAAUCAUUAAAAACAUGCGAGUUUGAUACUCGGCAUGCUCGGACUAUCUUGAUCGAUAGUAAUCCGAGAAAAAAGUCUUUAACAGUUUCACACCUAUCAGGCUUACCAAAUCAGACCUACCAAAACGCUACUAUCACAAGUUAGGUGAAUUGUCGUCAAUAUGAAAUAAACAGUCUACCCAAAUAAAAACUUCAAUAAAAAGCACUUCACCUGAAUUUACUUCUCAAAUUUUAGUCUACACUCUUCACUACAAAGGUACCAACGAGUCCCCAGAGAGUCAAAACACCAAAUUUUUCUAUAUUGCUACACUUUAAAAUCUUCUAUCAGGAUAAGUUUCUACUAUCAGACAAAACUUUUUUCUGUCCACACAACUGCAGAAUCAGAACACAUCUUGACAGAAAAAUACCACAAGACUAAUCAAGAUUUUACGAAGUUCGAGCAGUCGCCGACCCAAAGAUUCGAAACCGCAACAAAGUAUCCUAGCGCUUUAGCGAAGUGCAACACGAGUAAGUAAGAAAAACUGGAGAUAGAUUUCCUUAAUUUCCAGUGUGAUGAAUAACAAACAAUCACUGUCGUAGAAUAGAAGAGCCACCGCUCCCCUGCUGCCACAGGGAUGGUGGUUUUUUCUUUCUUCAGUUUUGGUAGGAACACUCCAACAGCGGACGAUAGCUGCCACUAUUGUCGCGCGUGAAUAAACUCUUGUAAAACGACUACAAUUGUUUCGCUUGUGCUAGGCGGUGGGUCCAAUGGCUGAAUGAUUUCUUGAUAUGGAUAAGUAUCUGUACUUGUUUAAUACUACUUUCGCAAAAGCAAUUUGAAGUUUACCAAUGGUAUCAGCAACAAAAUCGUUCGGAAAUUACAGGAUAUUUGACUUAUUACGCAAUUAUUCAGACUGAAAUUCAGGCCAGGCGGCACGCAGCUUUUUCUCGCUGCUGUCGACCCGGUAGUUUCUUGUUAGAUCAGAACAUUUCAUCAGACAAGAAGAGGUUCAAGUUGGACAGAAUCGAGAGAAGGAGUUCUUUCCAACCUCUCUUUCAGAAGGAAACAGAACCUGCUGUAAAUUGAUUAACUAUGUCAUUGCACUGAAGUCCAAAUUUCUGGUACUGAUAGAUUUUAUUCACUUUUACGUUACAGACAAUUGCUCGAAACACGCUCAAUAAAUUUCUUGAUGUCUUGCUCUUUCUUGCUCUAAUGAAUCUUAUCUGAACACUUUCUAUGCAUGCGUUUCUUUUGUGGUUAAUUGCAUUACUUUCAACAAAAAUGAAGAGGAAUAAGUCGAGAAAAGCUUACUUCUCAGCAAAGUUGCUGGGACGUUAAGUUGCCCUCGUCGAAAUUAAAUUCCCUUCAUUCGAUAAUAUCUUUUGGUUUCUCUAUAGCAUUUGAAGAUAUUCAAUGUCCUAGUCUGGCAGUUCUUGUUGAACAGAGAAUUUCAAGCUCUGCUUU
Amoebophrya sp. A120 is the source of this 63626-nucleotide messenger RNA. NCBI's taxonomy places the organism in Eukaryota, Dinophyceae, Syndiniales, Amoebophryaceae. The record is from the annotation of a GenBank genome assembly.